CGCGGCGGCCGCCUCCCGGCCAGCGCCGACCGCGCUCUCACUCAGCGCUCGCGCUUCGCACACGACCGACGUCUUGCAUGUUCCUCUUGGCUCGGGGAUGCCCGCUGCCUUCGCCUCCUGACUUCACAUUUGACUUUGCUCGUUUCCGAGUGUUCGACUCCCGACGCUGCCCCGCGCGACCAUGGAGCAGCGACAGCAGCAGCAGCUGCAGCAGCAGCAACAGAUCUCGUCCCGCACGGAGCAGCGCUUCAGCCGGCAGGUCACCAGCACGCAGCAAGUGCAAGGAAUGGUGAUGCAGUCUUCGCCACAACUUACGUUCGGUAACAGGCCAGGAGAUGUCUCACCCCCAGUCUUCGAACAGAUUUUCCGAAAUGCCCGCUUUGCACAGGGUGGUAAUGCCCUCUUUGAGGGUAAAGUCCGGGGUAAUCCAAAGCCUGUUGUUUCAUGGACAAGGAAAGGCGCUCCCCUUCUUGAAUCAAACAAAUAUAAAAUGAAAUAUGAAGAACAGACUGGAAAUGUUUCAUUGCUCAUCAAUGCAAUAGGACCAGGAGAUGAAGGGGAGUACACAUGCACUGCACGAAAUCAGUACGGUGAAGCUAUCUGUUCAGUUUACAUACAACCUGAAGGUCAGGGGCAGAUCAUACAGCAGCCUCCAGGUGGCUACCAGAGAGAGUUUACUCAGACAAUUGAAACCUCUGAACAGCGAACAACACAGCAGCGAUUUCAGAAACAGACGACAGGAAAAAUUUCAUAUGCUAAUGGACACAUUGUAGAAGAGGAUUUUAAAGUGGACACAUUUGAGUACCGGCUUCUCCGUGAAGUUGAGUUUCGUGAAUCAAUAACACGGCGCUUUGUUGGAGAAGUUGACAGAGAGAUCAGUACAGUUAUUGAUCGAUCAUUGGGACCUGUUGCACCUCCACAAAUAGCACAGAAACCACGAAAUUCCAAACUCCAGGAAGGUACCACAGCGACAUUCCAGGCUAAAGUUCCAGCCAACCCACGUCCAAGGAUUACAUGGUUUAAGAAUGGACAGCGCAUUACUCAUUCCCAGAAGUAUGAAAGUAGUUACUCAAACCAACAAGCUGUUCUUAAGAUUAACUCUCUCCAGUCUGAAGAUUCUGGACAUUAUACUCUCCUGGCGGAGAAUCCUCAAGGAUGUGUUGUAUCAUCUGCUUACUUAGCUGUUGAAUCGUCUGCGACUCAAGAUGGACUUGAUCAGAGGGGAAGAGUUCCUCAUACAGAACCUUCUGAGGGCACAGAGGCAGGGAAGGCUCUCGCACCUAACUUUGUGCGGGUUUGUAAUGAUCGUGAUGUUACUGAGGGUAAAAUGACACGUUUCGAUUGCCGAGUGACUGGCCGACCUUACCCAGAAGUGGCGUGGUUCAUCAAUGGGCAACAAGUCAGUGAUGAUGCAACCCAUAAGGUGUUGGUCAAUGAAUCAGGCAACCAUGCUCUCAUGAUAACAAAUGUGAGCAUUUCAGAUGCUGGAGUAAUUACCUGUGUAGCCCGCAACAAGGCUGGAGAGACUUCCUUCCAGUGCAAUUUAAAUGUAAUAGAGAAAGAACAAGUUGUAGCCCCAAAAUUUGUGGAACGAUUCAGCACAGUACAUGUGAAGGAGGGGGAGCCAGUGGUAUUGAAAGCCCGAGCUGUUGGCACUCCCAUCCCUCGCAUUUCAUGGCAAAAGGAUGGGGUCCCCCUGGCGCCGGGACCUGAUGUAAACAUCCACACAGACGGUGGAGCCUCGACACUGGACAUCCCGCGAGCCAAGGCGUCGGAUGCGGCCUGGUACCAGUGCACCGCUCAGAACGUCGCAGGCUCCACCGCCACACGUGCUCGUCUCUUUGUCGAGACACCUAAGGGCGCCACACCUCCUCCCCGUCGUCUUAAUUUACCACGACCGACGAAGGUCAUUGAACCUGAACCAGAGCCAGGGCCUGAGGUAAUCUAUUUACGCCAUGUGGAGCGUGCGAAGCCUCACAUGCCUUUGCCAGAAGAAGAGCGUAUCUACCCACCACCACAAUUCAUUAUUCCACUGAACAAUGCUCAUCAGGUUGAGGGAGGACGUGUACAUUUUGAGGCUCGCAUUGAGCCUGUUGGUGACCCAAGCAUGAAAGUUGAGUGGUUUGUGAAUGGCAGACCUCUGGCUGCAAGUUCUCGUGCUACAGCUACAUUUCAGUUUGGUUUCAUCGCACUUGACCUGAUAAGCAUUCAGCUGGAGGACAGUGGAGAAUAUGUGUGCCGUGUGUCAAGCAAUUCGGGAUCAGUUGAAUCUCAUGGUCUGCUGAGUGUAACAGGCCGAGUUGGCAUCGAACAAUCUAGUCAGCACCCCGACAGCCUGCAAUACAUCCAACAUUUGGAAGACUACUCACGCUAUCAGCGUACAGAGAGUAUAGAAGAAGUCUCGUCUCAACGGCCUAACUUCAUUCGACCACUUCAGGAAUUAGGAGAGCUGCAAGAGGGCCGAAAUGCCCACUUUGAAGGACAGCUCACUCCCGUCAGCGACCCCACUAUGAGGGUGGAGUGGUUCAAGGACGGGAAACCGAUCACAGCAAGUUCUCGCAUUACCACCAUCUUCAACUUCGGUUAUGUCUCCUUAAAUAUAUUGCACCUACGGGCUGAAGAUGCUGGUACAUACACCGUGCGAGCUGUGAACAGAACAGGCGAGGCUAUUAGUUCUUCUACACUCAAAGUUCAAGCACGAACUAGCGUGACAGCAGAUCUUGGUAUACCAGAGCAGCAGAGAUAUAUCGAGAAAGUUGAAGAACUGGAAGCUUAUCAGCAGUAUCUGCAAUCACAACGAUAUGUGCAGGAACCUCCAGAGAGCACAGCACCCCCUGAAUUUAAGUCACCGAUUAAAGACCAGCUGAAUAUCAGGGAGGGUGGAUUUGCUCAUUUUGAAGCUCGUCUUGAGCCUAUUGGUGACUCUACUCUACGAGUGGAAUGGCUAAAAGAUGGAAAACCAGUUGAAGCCAGUUCACGAAUCACAAGUUUUUUCAAUUUUGGAUAUGUGGCAUUAACAAUUAAAUCAGUCACAACUCAUGAUAUUGGUACUUACUCAUGUCGUGCAAUAAAUACUCUGGGAGAGGCUGUAACAUCAGCUAAGUUAACGGUUGUUAGUAAGAAAGACAUUAUUAUGGACAGUCAACACCCAGGAGGCCUUGAGAAAAUACAGUAUCUGGAAGACACGAGUCGCUAUGGUCGAAGCCUUCAAGAAGAGACUACUGUCACAAAGAAACCAAUGUUUCUUGGUCCACUGAAAGGUACCAACAAAAUUGUGGAAGGUCAGAGGGCCCACUUUGAAGCCCGAGUGGAGCCUCAACAUGACACAACAUUGCAGAUUGAGUGGUACUUCAAUGGGAAGGUAAUUAUGACAGCUAACAGAAUCCAGACAUAUCAUGAUUUUGGUUAUGUGGCAUUAGACAUUCUUGGUGUCCGUGCUGAAGAUGCUGGUACCUAUACUGUGGUUGCAAGAAAUGCCCUUGGUGAAGCACAGUUAUCAGCCAGUAUGAUUGUCGAGACUCGCUCAAGCAUAGACACCACAAGUAUGCAUCGUGGCACAUAUGAAAAGACACAACGCCUCGAAGACUCAAAGUUUAUUGAACCAUCAUAUCAUAUUGAAGAAAUCUCAAAAUCGAAACCAAUCUUUGUACAGCCUCUGUCAGACCCAAAACCCAUAAGUGAAGGCAAGAAUAUUCAUUUGGAAUGCCGUCUGGAGCCUAUGGGAGAUCCAACAAUGCGUGUUGAAUGGUUCUAUAAUGGACGACCAAUCACAGUUGGAUCGCGCUUUAGAACAUACUAUGACUUUGGAUAUGUGGCACUAGACAUCGUGCAGGCCACUUCUAUGGAUUCUGGUGAAUACACUGUGCGAGCAACAAAUCACCUUGGAUCUGCACACACAUCAGCUUGUGUGAGGGUAAUCAGCCGCUCAGAUAUUGUAACGGAAACACAGAAUGAAUCAGCUCUUGAACAGAUCCAGUAUUUAGAAGAUGCCUCUCGACAUCGAAGAACAGUAACAGAAGAUGUUACAGUGGUUCAAGCUCCACAAUUUACUCGACCAUUACAUAACAUUGAAACUGUUGAAGGCACAAACAUCCAUCUGGAGUGCCGCCUUCAGCCUGUUGGAGACCCUACAAUGAGAGUUGAAUGGCUUGUCAAUGGGCAGCCUGUCAAGACAGGACAUCGCUUCCGACCAGCGUAUGAUUUUGACUAUGUGGCUCUAGACUUGCUGAGUGUAUAUCCUGUGGAUUCAGGUGUUUACACAUGUGUGGCUCGCAAUCAGCUUGGUGAAGCUGUUACUUCAUGUUCAGUUAAAAUCAUAGCGAAAAAGGAUCUGAUUCUGGAAACUCAACAUCCAUCUGGCCUGGAAAAAAUUCAGUAUUUGGAGGACACAUCACGUUAUCGAAAGACAGAGUACAUGGAUGAAGUGGUGAAUGUGCGCCCACGUUUCAUCACAAAGCCCAAAAAUUUAGAUAACAUGCGUGAGGGUCAGCAUGCACACUUUGAGUGUAAGCUUGAACCAGUGACUGAUCCAAACCUGAAGGUGGAGUGGUACAAGAAUGGGCGUCCAGUUACUGUAGGUCAUAGGUUUCGGCCCAUUCAUGAUUUUGGGUAUGUUGCUCUGGACAUCAUAGACCUUAUUGCUGAGGAUUCUGGUACAUAUACGUGCCGUGCAGUAAAUUUGCUUGGAUCUGAUGAGACAACUUGUGUUCUUAAUUGCAGAAGCACUGCACAGAUCUUGACAGGUACACAGAAUGAGACAGGACUUGAGCAGAUUCAGUAUCUAGAAGAUAAAUCUCGUUAUCAGCGUUCUGAAUAUAUUGAAGAGACUACAAAGCAAGCACCAAUAUUCACUACAUCUCUGAAGCACAUGGAGAUCAAAGAGGGCCAGAGGGCACACUUUGAAUGCCGCCUUAUACCUGUGUCAGAUCCCACAAUGAAAGUUGAAUGGUUCCACAAUAAUGUCCCAGUGAAGUCAGGUUCUCGAUUUACUGAGACAAAUAACUUUGGUUUUGUUGCAUUGGACAUAAUGUACUGCUAUCCAGAAGAUUCUGGGACAUACACAUGUCGCGCCAAAAAUAUUGUUGGUGAAGCUAUGACAUCUGCCAAUCUGACCUGUAUCUCAAAGAAGUCAAUUUAUAUGGAAACACAACAUGAGGAAGCAUUAUCAAAACUGACAUAUUUGGAGGAUACCUCUCGUCAUCAGCGACAGACAGUCCAGGAAGAAGCUGUGACCCAGGCACCGAUGUUCACACAGCCUAUGAAGGAUGUCCGUGUAGCUGAAAAUCAGGCUAUGCACUUUGAGGCACGACUUAUACCUGUAGGAGAUCCGAAGUUACGCGUUGAGUGGCUUCGAAAUGGCGUUCCAAUACAAGCAUCAAAUCGUGUGACAACUAUGCAUGAUUUUGGAUAUGUUGCACUGAACAUGAAGUAUGUUUACCCCGAGGACUCAGGCACCUACACUUGCCGUGCCAUCAAUGAACUUGGGCAAGCAGUCACUUCAGCAACACUUGUUGUUCAUUCCAAAGCAUUGUUGCUUCUGGAGAGCCAACAUGAGGCUGCACUGCAGAAACUUCAGCAGCUUGAAGAUACAUCACGGUAUCAACGGCGUGAAGAGGAGGAGAUUAUUGUAACUCAGCCACCAAAGUUUACAGCUCAACUUAAUGGACCCACAGAGCUAAUUGAAGGUCAUAGUGCUCAUUACGAAUGCCGCAUUGAACCGUAUCCAGAUCCCAACAUGCGUGUUGAAUGGUUCCACAAUGGAAAACCACUACAACUAGGUCACCGUUUCCGGACUACUUAUGACUUUGGAUUUGCUGCACUUGAUAUACUUACUGUUUAUCCAGAAGAUUCUGGAGAAUACACUUGCAAAGCAACAAAUAAAUUGGGGCAGGCUUCAUCAUCCAUAAAAGUUAAUGUCAAAUCCCGCUCAUCAAUCAUUUUGGACACCCAACAUGAAGGAGCAUUGCAAAAGAUUCAGUAUCUGGAGGAUGAUUCCCGCUACAAACGUGCAGCUGUUGAAGAACAGGUGAUAGCUGAAAAACCACAAUUUGGACGGCCAUUACGAAAUAUUGAUCGGUUGCCUGAAGGGCAGAGUGCUCACUUGGAGGCCACACUUACACCAGUCAAUGAUCCUACAAUGCGUGUUGAGUGGUUCUGCAAUGGCAGACCCAUUCCUCAAGGUCAUCGUUUCAAGACAACUUAUGAUUUUGGAUAUGUGGCACUUGAUAUCCUGUAUGCAUAUGCUGAAGAUUCAGGCACAUAUAUGUGUAAGGCACGUAAUGCAGUUGGAGAGGCUGUUACUACAUGCUCUGUUACUGUUGAAGCUAAAUCUGGCCUCUACUUGGAUACUCUUGAUGAAAACCGCUUGAAGAAAAUAAAAGACCUGGAAACAUUUGAGAGGCCUCAAAAACCAGAAGUUGAACCUGAAAUGCAAAAGCCUGUGUUCAUUACUCCACUUGUCAGCUUAGAAAAUCUGAAGGAAGGUGAACAUGCUCAUUUGGAAUGUCGUGUAGAACCUAUAAAUGAUCCUAAUCUCAAGAUCGAAUGGUUUGUGAAUGGAAUUGCCAUAAAAACAGGUCACAGGUUCCGUACUACACAUGACUUUGGUUAUGUUGCUCUUGAUAUUCUGUACACAUAUGCAGAGGACUCUGGAACUUAUAUGUGUAAAGCAACAAAUUUGGUGGGAGAAGCUGUGAAUACUUGCCAGAUAACAGUUGGAGCUCGCCGUAGUAUCUAUUUAGAAUCUCAGCAUCCUGAAGGCUUACAGAAAAUCCAAGAACUUGAAGCACAGGGUCGGCCUGCUCGACUUGAAGUGGAGGAACCUGAAGUCACCCCACCACGUUUUGUAACAGAACUUAGGGGUACAACAGAAAUAUUUGAAGGGCAGACAGCACACUUUGAAGCCCAAGUGGAACCUCUGCAUGAUCCAAAUCUGCGUAUAGAGUUUUAUCACAAUGGUAAACCUCUUCCUUCAGCAUCACGCUUCCAUAUCACUUUUGAUUUUGGUUAUUUGGCACUUGACAUAACCCAUGCUGUUCCUGAAGAUGCUGGAGAAUAUACUGCCAAGGCCAUUAAUGCCCUUGGACAGUGCACUUCUACAAUUACUUUACGUGUGACAGCUAAAAGCAACAUUGUGCUCGAGUCCCAGCGACCAGAAGGAUUAGAUAAAAUUCGAGCCUUGGAGCAGCAUGUCCCAUACCAGAGGCCAGAGGUUCCAGAGCCAACUAGACAAAGGCCUGUGUUUACACAGCCAUUACAGAAUAUUGACUCUAUAGCGGAAGGGCAGACGGCUCACUUUGAAUGCAGACUGAUACCUGUGGGUGAUCCCACACUCAAAGUGGAGUGGUUCCGUAAUGAGAAACCCCUUGAAACAAGCUCAAGAAUUACGAAGACACAUGACUUUGGUUAUGUGGCAUUGGAUAUGACACAUGUUAGGGCUGAGGAUGAUGGUGUGUAUAUGUGCAGGGCUUCAAAUGCUCUUGGUGAAGCUGUGACAACAGCAUCUAUGAAAAUAAAAACAAAGGCGGACAUACAGCUGGAAACUCAACAUCCUCAAGGCAUGAAACGAAUUCAGCAAUUAGAAGAAGGGAAAGCACCAGUACGGCCAGAACAACCAGAACGUGAAUUUGACAAACCCAUCUUCACACAAGUGCUCACAGGUCCAUCUGAACUGUGGGAGGGACAGCAUGCACAUUUUGAGUGUCGUGUUGUACCAGUAGGUGAUCCAAAUAUGCGAUUUGAGUGGUACAUUAAUGGGACAGAGCUGAAAUUAGGAUCUCGCUUCCAUGUCACACAUGACUUUGGUUAUGUGAACUUGGAUAUAAACUCUGUAAUUAGUGAAGAUUCUGGAGUCUAUAUGUGUAAAGCCAUAAAUAAAGCUGGGGAAGCAGUGUCUUCAAUAUCACUGAAAGUAAAAACACGUUCAUCAAUUAUUGGAGAUACUCUUCAACCUGAUGCAUGGCAAAAGAUUCAGCUGAAAGAGGCAGAAAUGAAUAAAGUUCCUCCACAAUUUGUAGAUACAACACCUCAACAAGCACCUGUUUUCACAACUCAUUUGACCAGCCAUGAUAAACUCGUAGAAGGUCAAAAUAUUUUAUUGGAGGCACAAGUGGAGCCACGCACAGAUCCAAACCUUCGAGUUGAAUGGUUCAAGAAUGGAAAACCACUUGCUACUGGCACUAGGCUUAGGACUACAUUUGACUUUGGCCAUGUCAGUUUGUCUGUCACUGGAUUACGAGCUGAUGAUUCAGCCAUUUACACCUGCAAAGCCACAAACUUACUGGGAGAGGCUGUAUCAACUUGUACUCUCAAAGUUGAAGAUCGACACUGGCUAUUAGCUGGAUCACUUCGUCCUGAGGCCUUACCAAAGAUUGAAGCUCUUGAAGAACCAAAGGCUGGUCGUCCCGAAGCUCCUGAGCCUACCUAUGAAUCACCAGUGUUUAUUACCCACUUGAAUAACGUUGUCUGUACUGAAGGCGAGAGUGUUCACUUUGAAUGCCAUGUGGAACCUUCAAAAGAUCCAACACUCAAUAUCGAAUGGUUCAUAAAUGGCAAGCCAUUGCCCACUGGUGCUCGCUACAAAUCCACUUAUGAUUUUGGCUAUGUGGCUCUGGAUAUUAUUCAUGCUUAUGCAGAGGAUUCUGGAGUGUACAGCUGUAAAGCCACAAAUAGCAAGGGACAGGCUGCAACAUCAGGAACUCUGAAAUGCACAAGCAAGCAAGACAUCUUCUUGCAGACACAACAUCCACAGGGUGAAGCAGGCCUUGAGGCUGUGCGUGAGGCGGAAGGAGCAUACUUAUCAAAAUAUCAGAGGCAGCCUCUAGCUCCUGAAAAAGAUUAUCCAAAGCCAGUAUUUGUGGUGCCACUUCAAGAACAAGUAACACUGAAUGAAAAUGAAGCUUUGCAUGUUGAGUGUCAAGUUGAGCCCAAGGAAGAUCCAAAUCUCAAAGUUGAAUGGUUCUUCAAAGGAAAGCCUCUUGAACAUGCAACACGUUUCAAGACAACAUGUGACUUUGGCUUUGUCACACUUGAUUUGACUGAUGUUUAUGAAAGGGAUCAAGGAAUAUACACUUGUAAAGCAACCAAUUUAAAAGGAGAAGCAUUUACCUCCACAACAAUAUACUGCAAAGGGAAGGAGAGUCUAAUUGAACGUACACAGCACCCAAAAGGAGCUGAAGGUCUGGAAAAAAUCCAGGAUUUGGAAGAAUCACUGAGGAGGCAAGAAGGAGCUCCUCCAGAACCCGAGGAAGGCCAUCCACCUGUCUUCACCUCACAGUUUCAGGAUCUCAAGAACCUUAGUGAGGGAGAGAUUGCACACUUUGAGGCUUCCCUUACUCCAGUUGGUGACCAGACUAUGACAGUAGAAUGGUUCUAUAAUGGAGAGGUAAUCAAAGCAAGUCACCGCAUUAGAACUGUACAUGCAUUUGGGAUGGUUGUCCUAGAGAUAUUAGGAACUAAAAUUGAAGAUUCUGGCACUUAUACUUGUAGAGCAACAAACAAAUGGGGCCGUGCCGAAAUCAGUGUUGAACUGGAAUGUGUUGACAAGUCAAAGGGUCAGAAACCACACUUUACAACACACAUUCAGAGUCUUGAGAAUCUGAAAGAAGGUGAAUCUGCUCAUUUUGAAUGCACACUAACACCUGUGGGAGAUCCUAACUUGAAAGUGGAAUGGUUUCACAAUGGCGAGCCACUGCGACACUCCUCCAGAAUCAAAUCAGUAUCUGAUUUUGGCUUUGUUGUGAUGGAUAUCUCAUACGUCCAGAGCCACGAUACAGGGGAGUAUGUCUGCAGAGCGAGCAACAAGUAUGGGGAAGACUUUACAAGAGCAACCAUAAAAUGCUCGGGACGUGGUGGUGUGUAUUUGGACAGUCUGCAGCCCGAUGCACUUGCUCGCAUUCGUGAAAUGGAGCUCUCCCAGGGUGGGCAACCUCAGGCUCCAACCACUCCUGUUCUUGAACCACCUGUUUUUACCACACAUAUAUCAGAUGUCACAAACCUGGUUGAAGGGCAAAGUGCACACUUUGAGGCUCGGCUUACACCAGUCAAUGAUCCAAACCUCACAGUUGAGUGGUUUUACAAUGGUAAAAAGCUCCCACAUGGCCAUCGUUACAGAACAUUCCAUGACUUUGGUAUUGUUAUUUUGGACAUCUUAUAUUGUUAUGAAGAGAACUCAGGAGUUUAUGAAUGCCGCGCAGUCAACAAAGUAGGCCAGGAUGUCACAAAAGCAACACUAAAAUGUGUAUCAAAGGCCAAUCUCAUCUUGGAUUCACAGUUGCCUCGAGGGAUGGAAGGUGGAUUGGAAAAAAUACAGAAUUUAGAAGAUUCACACUUAAAGAUGAGAGAUGAAAAAACUACAGAAACAAAAGGCCAAGCCCCUGUCUUUACAGUCCCUCUGUCAAAUGUUGACAACCUUCGAGAGGGAGAGAGUGCACAUUUUGAAGCCAGACUUAUUCCUACAGAUGACCCAAAGCUCAAGGUCGAAUGGUUCUGGAAUGGAAAACCACUAAGGACAGGGUCCAGGUUCCGUACAUUCUGUGACUUUGGAUUUGUGAUAUUGGAAAUUUCUCCAGUGUACCCAGAAGACUCUGGUGAAUACUCAUGUCGUGCCUUCAAUGACUAUGGGGAAGCUGUAACAACAGCAAGCAUGAAAGUGCAAGGAAAGAGGAGCAUCAUAUUAGAAUCUCAGUUGCCAAAAAGUAUGGAGCAUACUAUUGAGAAGAUUGCAGAACUGGAAGGUCUUGGAAGUGCUCCAGCUCCAGUCGCACCUGAGGAAGAUUCUGGAAAACCUCCAGAGUUCAUCACUACUCCAAGUGACCUGACACUAACUGAAAAUUCUUUGGCACACUUUGAAUGCCGUCUGAUACCUAUCAAUGACCCCAGUAUGAGAGUAGAAUGGUUCCAUAAUGGAAAGCCUCUUUGGGCAGGGUCACGAAUCAAGACCAUAAAUGACUUUGGCUUUGUCAUACUUGAAGUUGCUGGUGUAUAUCAGAGAGAUUCUGGUCUUUAUACUUGUAAGGCCACAAACAAACACGGUGAGGCAACUGUAUCAUGUCAACUGCAAGUCCGCAGUCGUCAGGGAAUCAUUCUUGAGCCACAAUUACCAACAAAUUUUAAAACGGGCACUGAAAGUAUCCAGAAGCUGGAGGAGGCGUUAUACAAGAAAGAUGAAAUAGUGACAGAAGAAGAGAAACCAAAUCCUCCCAGGUUCACUGUUGAAUUGAAGGAUGUACUCGACGUGCAAGAAGGAGCACCAAUCCAUUUCGAGUGCCGUGUAGAACCGAUCGGCGAUCCUACGAUGCGUAUCGACUGGUUCCAUAACGGUCGACCAUUUGCCACGGGCUCUAGAGUCCAUAUGCUUAAUGAUUUUGGCUUUAUUGUUCUUGACAUGGAUUACACGUAUGCCAGAGACUCUGGUGAAUACGUGUGCUGUGCCACCAACAAGUGGGGGUCAGCAACAACAAAAGCUACACUCACUUGUAAAGCAAAACGAGACGUUGUGUUGGAAUCACAGUUGCCACAAGGAAUAAGUGGUGAAAAGUUGAAGGAACUAGAGAGAGGACCACUGACAGAGGCUCUCCCUGAAGAGGCACCAGCAUCACCUCCGAAGUUCAUAACUCAGAUCACAUCAGUGGGCAUUGGUGAAGGUGAACCUGUCCACUUUGAGUGUCGUGUGGAGCCCCGAACAGAUCCAAAGUUACGAGUGGAGUGGUAUCGUAAUGGGAAACCAUUGCCAUCUGGACACCGCUUCCGUACAGUCUAUGAUAUGGGCUUCGUAUCCCUCGAUAUAUUGUACACCUAUCCUGAGGACUCGGGUGAAUAUGUGUGUCAUGCUGUCAAUGACCUUGGAGAAGAUACAACAAAGGCAACAGUGUCUUGCAAAAAGCUGCCAACAAUCAUUCUACAGAACCAGGUUCCUAAGGGAAUGAAAAAGUCUGAAGCCCUUAUGCAGAUGGAAGCCACCAUAAAGAAAUACACAUCAGAAAUUCAUUUGACAGAGGAUGAUCUUUAUGAUCCUGAUAAAAAGCAACCACCAAGAUUUGUGACCCAGAUACAAGAUCAGACAACACUAGUUGAAAUGCAAACUACAAAGUUUGAGUGCCAGCUGGCACCUGUUGGAGACCCAAAUAUGAAAGUUGAGUGGUUUCUGAAUGGAAAACCACUUCCUCACAAAAACCGUUUCACACCAAUCUAUGAUUUUGGCUAUGUAGCCAUGAAUUUUGGGUGGGUGUAUCCCGAGGACAGUGGAGAAUACUUGUGCAGAGCAACCAAUCUGUAUGGUAUGGACGAGACUCGUGCUGUAAUCAGAACUGCUGGCAAACCUGGCAUUAUCUAUGAAUCUCAGUUACCAAAGGGAAUGAAGAGCAUUGAACGUAUACGUGAAAUGGAGGCAGCAUGGCAAAUAGCACCGGAAGAACCUGAAGAAGAAACAAAACCUCGUUCUGCACCAGUUUUUGUUACAAAACCUGAACCAUACACUACUAUUGAAGGAGAACCUGCAAGAUUCUGUUGCCGAGUUACUGGACAUCCCCGUCCAAGGCUUAUGUGGGUUGUUAAUGGGCAAACUGUUGUUAAUGGUACUCGCUACCGACUGACGUAUGAUGGUAUGUGGCACUUGGAUAUUCCCAAAACACGACAAUAUGACCAUGGCAAGAUUGAGAUUAUUGCUCGCAACUCAGCAGGAGAAGCAAUAGCUACUACGGAACUUACUGUGAAAGCACGCAUGGAUGAUUACCGUGGAGUACUAAAGAACUCACCACGACCAUGGUAUGACUAUGAUCUCACUCAGUAUCAGAAAGAGCGCAUUGAACUGGAAAGGGCUCAGCUCCAACAUGUGGAUAUCAGUGAACAUCAGAAGAAAGUUUCUACUGAGACUGAAACUGAAUGGCAGCAAACAGUAAAGAAGAAGAAGGGUGAAGAUUAUUAUUCCAAACUGAAAGAGCUUGAAGAAGAGCAAGUAAUCAAGGAAACUCGUUUGCGGGAAGCAUCACAUCAAUUUGCUAUACCUGGAGAAAAAGUUGUGGCCAAAACAGUAGCCAAGGGAAUGGCUCAGAGCUAUGAGCAAAAACUAGAUGAAAAAGAAGAAGAAAAACCAGCCUGGGUAACGUCUCGACGACCAAAUAAACAUACAUCGGAAACAGUUGUUGACUCCAAAACAAUUCCGAGUUUGCCACCUGAGCCAUCAGAGUCAGCUAUUCAUGCACGAGAAGUGCAUGUAGCCAAACAAAAGCAAACACAGAAAGAGGUCAAGGGAGAUGUGGAAAUUACACGGAAGAUCACGGCCACAGAAACAACUGAAGUUGAGCAUAAGGCAAAAACACAAGAACGAGUUGUCCAAGGGCCUGUUAAACCUGCUAAGCCUCCAUUUUUCACCAAGAAGAUACAGCCUGUCAGAGUAUUUGAGCAAGAGCAGGCUAGAUUUGAAGUUGAAUUUGAUGGUGAUCCACUUCCAACAAUAAAAUGGUUCAGGGAGGAUUUUCCAAUCCAGAGCUCGGCCGAUCUUCAAAUACACACAUUUGGAACAAAGUCAGUUCUCAUCUUGAGACAAGUGUUUAUGGAAGACUCUGGUGUGUUCAGGGUUGUAGCUGAAAAUCGUGGAGGAGUUGCUAAGUGCAGUGCAAAUCUAGUAGUGGAGGAAAAGCGACGCCAAGGACGAGGUGGUGUUGUGCCUCCAAGUUUCCUUACUACUAUUGAAAGCAGUGUUGUAAAUUCUGGAACACUUGUGCGAUUUGAUGCUCGUAUAGCGGGCACACGACCUAUUGAUGUCUAUUGGUUAAAGAAUGGCAAACGCAUACCGUCAUCAGAUAUUCGAUACAAGACAUUGGAAGAAGAUAGUGUGAAUACCCUGUUGAUUAUUGAGGCUAUACCAGAGGAUUCUGGAACUUAUGAAUGUGUGGCAAUCAACAGUGCUGGUGAAGCACGUUGUGAGGCUGAAUGUCAGGUUCGGUCACCCACACAACAGAAACAACAGCAGCAACAGCAACAACAACAACAACCAGCAGGAAAUGUAGCACCAGCAAUUAUUGAACCACUAAAGGGACAGGUCGUGAAAGAGGGACAGCCUGUUACAUUUCAGUGCCGAAUUUCUGGCAAACCAGCUCCACAGAUAAAGUGGCAAAAGGCUGACACUGUCAUUAAACCAUCAAAAUACUUCCAGAUGCAUAAAGAUAAUGACAUAUACACUCUGAAGAUAUCAGAAGCUUUCCCUGAAGAUGAGGGUACCUAUAAAUGUAUUGCUUCUAACCCUGUUGGAUCUGUAACUCUCUCCGCACAGCUGAAAGUUCAAGCUCCUGACUCACAAGAAGUCAUGCCUACCAUUACACCACUGCGAGAUGUCACUGUACCAGAGGGUAGCUCAGCACAGUUCAGGACAAAAGUAACAGGAAAACCAGUGCCAACUAUACAGUGGUUCCGUGAAGGAGUUCUCAUACCACAGUCGGCAGAUUUUCAAAUGAUACAGGAUGGUGACAACAGAGUGCUGCUCAUCACUACAACAUACGAGGAGGAUUCAGGAACUUUUACAUGCAGGGCAACUAACUCUGCUGGGCAGGUUGAGUCAUCUGCUAAGCUGAUCGUCAAAAGACGGAGAGAUGUUUCAACAGUCCAUCCAGGCUCAGGAGCACCAAAAAUACCACGUCCUGGAUAUUCUUCUAGUCAUCAUGGUUCAAUCCCAAAAACUGGUGGGAUGUCAGGAGAUGGUCAAGAAGCAGAUGCUGACGGUAGCGGUGCUGGACAUGAUUAUAUACAGGAGGAUUCAUACGAUGCAGUCCAGUUACCAGUUGGUGAUGAGACACUGCCAUGGAGGAAACCCAGGCGUAAGCAGCUUUUUCCCGUGCACCCAUCACAAACCACAGUUCCUUGGACACAGGAGAAAAUACAGCUAAGAAAAACUGCUCAGCACCGGAGGAGUAUUGAUAAAGAGCAUCUUGAAGAAGUACAGUUGAAAACUGUCAGUGGAGGGGUACAGCUUAAAAAGAAAGUUCGGCAGGAUAUAGAUAUUAGAAGUGAAAGACCUGAAGAACAAUAUAGCAGGACUGACACUGAUGAUUCGCUGUACAGUGUUAUGGACAAGACAACGGGAAUAGAGCAGAUAGCCACAGAAGAAGAUUCAACAAUUUUACAUUUAGACCAAAUGAAAGAAACACUUGAAGAAAGACAAAAGACACCACAUUUGCCAAAGAAAGAGGAUCAAAGAUUACCUACAGAACAAGGAAGGAAGCACAUAAAAAAAGAGAGCACAAUAACAGUGACAGAAGAAGAUGAUGUUACACGAUUAGGAGUGCAACAAGAGAGAGAAAGGACAGAAAGAUUCAUUCGAAAAGGAAAACCUUCAGACAAGACAUUGCCAGCAGACGUGUUGGAUGAUAAUGUUACAAAAAGGAGUCCACUAGUGACAGACUUGACAAAAGAUGAUAAAAAUGCAGAAAAAUCAACAGUACCAUGGAGAACGAAGAAACCAGAAAGCUUGAAAGGAUAUUCACAUGAUGUGCACCAGAAAGUUGACAUUGUUCCUGAAGAGGCAUCACUUGAACCAAAGCCUGAGGCACCAGUAAAAGAGCAGGUGUCACAUUUACCAUGGGUACGAGGUAAGAAACCUAAGCAACCCGUCCAGGAGAAAGAGGAAAUUACUUUGAAACCAGUGAAGAAGGACAUUGCAGAAAAGGCAAUAGAAAGAGAAAUAGUACAGUUGAAGCCUGUAGAGAAACAGAAACCAACAGUGGAAGAAAAAGACAAAAUAGUGCUGAAGCCAGUGAAGAAAGACACAAAGGAAGUAACCAAAGAACAGGAAUCUCUAUCAACAGAAAUACAUAAAGAAGAUAUAACUGCAGAAAAAACAAGAGAGAUCAAGAGUGUAAAGAAACCAGAGACUUUGAAAGAGACUGCACAUGAUUUAGAAGAGAAAGCAAACAUUACUCCAGAAGGAGUAUCUCUUGAGGAAAAGCCUGAGGCACCAGAGCAGGACCAGGUAUCACAUUUACCAUGGGUACGAGGAAAGAAACCUAAACAACCUGAUCAGGAGAAAGAGAAGAUAAUGUUGAAACCAGUGAAAAAGGAUAUUCCAGAGAAGAGAGAAGAAAAGGAAGUAGUACAGUUGAAACCUGUAGAGAGACAGAAACCCACAGCAGAAGUAGAAGACAAAAUGAUGUUGAAACCUGUGAAGAAGGACACAAAGGAAGUAUUCAAAGAAGAGGAAAAUCUUCCAAGCAAAGUGCCUAAAGGAGGCACAACUGUAGAGAAACAAAAAGGAGUCAAAAGUAUAAAGAAACCAGAAAGUCUGAGAGAGGUUCCAUGUGAUGUGGAAGAGAAAGCAGACAUAGUUCCAGAAGGAGUGUCUGUUGAGGAAAAGCCUGAGUUACCAGAGGAAGAUCAGGUAUCGCGCUUACCGUGGGUACGAGGAAAGAAGCCUAAACAACCUGUUCAGGAGAAAGAGGAAAUUACUUUGAAACCAGUGAAGAAGGGUAUUCCAGAGAAGAUAGAAGAAAAGGAAAUAGUACAGUUGAAGCCUGUACAGAGACAUAAACCAACAGCAGCAGAAGAGGAUGAAAUUAUGCUGAAAACUGUGAAGAAAGACACAAAGGAAAUAAGCAAAGAAGAGGAAUCUCUUCCAAGGGAAGUGCCUAAGGGAUACACAACUGUAGAAAAACGAAAAGACAUCAAAAGCACAAAGAAACCAGAGAGUCUGGAAGAGGUUCCGGGUGAUGUGGAAGAGAAAGCAGACAUAGUUCCAGAAGAAGUGUCUGUUGAGGAAAAUCCUGAGGUACCAGAGGAAGAGCAGGUAUCGCGCUUACCGUGGGCACGAGGAAAGAAGCCUAAACAGCCUGUUCAGGAGAAAGAGGAAAUUACUUUGAAACCAGUGAAGAAAGGUAUUCCAGAGAAGAUAGAAGAAAAGGAAAUAGUACAGUUGAAGCCUGUACAGAGACAUAAACAAACAGCAGAAGAAGAGGAUAAAAUAGUGCUGAAACCUGUGAAGAAGGAGACACAGGAAGUAAUUAGGAAAGAGGAGUCUCUCGCAAUGGAGGUUACUGAAGAAGAUACAAUUGUAGAAAAAUCAAAAGAGAUAAAUAGAGUCAAGAAACCAAAGAGCUUGAAAGAGGCACCACAGGAUGUGGGAGAGACACAGAUGGUACCAGAAAGACUACCUGCUAAGGAAAAGCCUGAGGCACCAGAACAAGAUCAGGUAUCCCAUUUACCAUGGGUACGACGAAGGAAACCUAAACAACCUGAACAGGAGAAAGAAGAGAUUACUUUGAAGCCAGUGAAGAAGGAUAUUCCAGAGAAGAUAGAAGAAAAGGAAAUUGUACAGUUGAAGCCUGUACAGAGACAUAAACCAACAGCAGAAGAAGAGGAUAAAAUAGUGCUGAAACCUGUGAAGAAGGAGACACAGGAAGUAAUUAGAAAAGAGGAGUCUCUUGCAAUGGAGGUGACUGAAGACGAUACAAUUGUAGAAAAAUCAAAAAAGAUAAAGAAAGUUAAGAAACCCGAGAGCUUGAAAGAGACGCCACAAGAUGUGGAAGAGAAACCAGAGAUGGUUCCAGAAAGACUAUCUGUUGAGGAAAAGCCUGAGGCACAAGAGCAAGAUCAGGUAUCACAUUUACCAUGGGUACGAGGAAAGAAACCUAAACAACCUGUUCAGGAGAAAGAAGAGAUUACUUUGAAGCCAGUGAAGAAGGAUAUUCCAAAGAAGAUUGAAGAAAAGGAAAUAGUACAGUUGAAGCCUGUACAGAGACAUAAACCAACAGCAGCAGAAGAGGAUGAAAUAAUGCUGAAACCUGUGAAGAAGGACACAAAGGAAAUAAGCAAAGAAGUUGAAUCUACUCCAAGUGAAGUGCAUAAAGGAGAAACAACUGUAGAAAAACCAAAACAGAGCGAAAGUAUAAAGAAACCAGAGAGUCUAAAAGAGGUUCCAGGUGAUGUGGAAGAGACAUCAGACACAGUUCCAGAAGGAGUGUCUGUUGAGGAAAAGCCUGAGUUACCAGAGGAAGAUCAGGUAUCACGCUUACCGUGGGUACGCGGAAAGAAGCCUAAACAACCUGUUCAGGAGAAAGAGGAAAUUACUUUGAAACCAGUGAAGAAUGGUAUUCCAGAGAAGAUAGAAGAAAAGGAAACAGUACAGUUAAAGCCUGUACAGAGACAUAAACCAACAGCAGCAGAAGAGGAUGAGAUAAUGCUAAAACCUGUGAAGAAGGACACAAAGGUAAUAAGCAAAGAAGAGGAAUCUCUUCAAAGGGAAGUGCCUAAAGAAGACUCAACUGUAGAAAAACCAAAACAGAUCAAAAGUAUAAAGAAACCAGAGAGUCAGAAAGAGGUUCCACAUGAUGUGGAAGAGAAAGUAGACAUCGUUCCAGAACGAGUGUCUGUUGAGGAAAAGCCUGAGGUACCAGUGGAAGAUCAGGUAUCGCGCUUACCGUGGGCUCGAGGAAAGAAGCCUAAACAACCUGUUCAGGAGAAAGAGAAAAUCACUUUGAAACCGGUGAAGAAAGAUAUUCCAGAGAAGAUAGAAGAAAGAGAAAUUGUACAGUUGAAGUCUGUAGAGAAACAGAAACCAAUGCCAGAAGAAAAAGACAAAAUAGGGCUGAAACCUUUGAAGAAGGACGAAAAGGAAAUAACAAAAGAAGAGGAAACUCUUCCAAGGGAAGUGCCUAAAGAAGACAUAAUUCCAGAAAAACCAAAAGCGAUUGAAAUUGUAAAGAAGCCAAAGAGUAUGACAGUGGUACCACGUGAUGUGGAAGAGGAAGCAGACAUCGCCCCAGAACGAGUGUCAGUUCCGGAAAAGCCUGAAGCACCAGAGCAAGAGGAGGUAUCGCGUGUACCAUGGGUACGAGGAAAGAAACCUAAACAACCUGAACAGGAGAAAGAAGAGAUUACUUUGAAGCCAGUGAAGAAGGAUAUCCCAGAGAAGACAGAAGAAAAGGAAAUAGUACAGUUGAAACCUGUACAGAGACAUAAACCAACAGCAGAAGAAGAGGAUAAAAUAGUGCUGAAACCUGUGAAGAAGGAGACACAGGAAGUAAUUAGAAAAGAGGAGUCUCUUGCAAUGGAGGUGACUGAAGAAGAUACAAUUGUAGAAAAAUCAAAACAGAUAAAAAAAGUCAAGAAACCCAAGAGCUUGAAAGAGACGCCACAAGAUGUGGAAGAGAAACCAGAGAUGGUUCCAGAAAGACUAUCUGUUGAGGAAAAGCCUGAGGCACCAGAGCAAGAUCAGGUAUCACAUUUACCAUGGGUACGAGGAAAGAAACCUAAACAACCUGAACAGGAGAAAGAAGAGAUUACUUUGAAGCCAGUGAAGAAGGAUAUUCCAGACAAAACAGAAGAAAAGGAAAUUGUACAGUUGAAACCUGUACAGAGACAUAAACCAACAGCAGAAGAAGAGGAUAAAAUAGUGCUGAAACCUGUGAAGAAGGAGACACAGGAAGUAAUUAGAAAAGAGGAGUCUCUUGCAAUGGAGGUGGCUGAAGAAGAUACAAUUGUAGAAAAAUCAAAACAGAUAAAAAAAGUCAAGAAACCCAAGAGCUUGAAAGAAACGCCACUAGAUGUGGAAGAGAAACCAGAGAUGGUUCCAGAAAGACCAUCUGUUGAGGAAAAGCCUGAGGCACCAGAACAAGAUCAGGUAUCCCAUUUACCAUGGGUACGAAGAAAGAAACCUAAACAACCUGAACAAGAGAAAGAAGAGAUUACUUUGAAGCCAGUGAAGAAGGAUAUUCCAGAGAAGACAGAAGAAAUGGAAAUAGUACAGUUGAAACCUGUACACAGACAUAAAACAAAAGCAGAAGAAGAGGAUAAAAUAGAGCUGAGACCUGUGAAGAAGGAGACACAGGAAGUAAUUAGAAAAGAGGAGUCUCUUGCAAUGGAGGUGACUAAAGAAGAUACAAUUGUAGAAAAAUCAAAAGAGAUAAAGAAAGUCAAGAAACCCAAGAGCUUGAAAGAGACGCCACAAGAUGUGGAAGAGAAACCAGAGAUGGUUCCAGAAAGACUAUCUGUUGAGGAAAAGCCUGAGGCACCAGAGCAAGAUCAGGUGUCACAUUUACCAUGGGUACGAGGAAAGAAACCUAAACAACCUGAACAGGAGAAAGAAGAGAUUACUUUGAAGCCAGUGAAGAAGGAUAUUCCAGACAAAACAGAAGAAAAGGAAAUUGUACAGUUGAAACCUGUACAGAGACAUAAACCAACAGCAGAAGAAGAGGAUAAAAUAGUGCUGAAACCUGUGAAGAAGGAGACACAGGAAGUAAUUAGAAAAGAGGAGUCUCUUGCAAUGGAGGUGGCUGAAGAAGAUACAAUUGUAGAAAAAUCAAAACAGAUAAAAAAAGUCAAGAAACCCAAGAGCUUGAAAGAGACGCCACAAGAUGUGGAAGAGAAACCAGAGAUGGUUCCAGAAAGACUAUCUGUUGAGGAAAAGCCUGAGGCACCAGAGCAAGAUCAGGUAUCACAUUUACCAUGGGUACGAGGAAAGAAACCUAAACAACCUGUUCAGGAGAAAGAAGAGAUUACUUUGAAGCCAGUGAAGAAGGAUAUUCCAGAGAAGACUGAAGAAAUGGAAAUUGUACAGUUGAAACCUGUGCAGAGACAUAAACCAAAAGCAGAAGAAGAAGAAGACAAGUUAGUGCUGAAACCUGUGAAGAAGGACACAAAAAAAGUAUUCAAAGAGGAGGAAUCUCUUCCAAGGGAGUUGGCAAAAGAAGACACAACUGCAGAAAAACCAAAAGAGAGCAAGAAAGUAAAGAAACCAGAGAGCUUAAAAGAGCCUCCACAGGAUAUGGAAGAAAAAGCUAAUAUUUUUCCAGAAAAAGUAUCUGAUGAGGAAAAGCCUGAGGCACGAGAUCAAGAUCAGGUAUCUCAUGUACCAUGGGUACGAGGAAAGAAACCUAAACAACCUAUUCAGCAGAAAGAAGAGAUCACUUUGAAACCGGUGAAGAAGGAUAUCCCAGAGAAGACAGAAGAAAAGGAAAUAGUACAGUUGAAACCUAUACAGAGACAUAAACCAACAGCAGAAGAAGAGAAUAAAAUAGUGCUAAAACCUGUGAAGAAGGAGACACAGGAAGUAAUUAGAAAAGAUGAGUCUCUCGCAAUGGAGGUGACUGAAGAAGAUACAAUUGUAGAAAAAUCAAAAGAUAUAAAGAGAGUCAAGAAACCAAAGAACUUGGAAGAGGCACCCCAGGAUGUGGAAGUGAAACCAGAGAUGGUUCCAGAAAGACUAUCUGUUGAGGAAAAGCCUGAGGCACCAGAGGAAGAUCAGGUAUCGCAUUUACCAUGGGUACGAGGAAAGAAACCUAAACAACCUGAACAUGAGAAAGAAGAGAUUUCAUUGAAGCCAGUGAAGAAGGAUAUUCCAGAGAAGACAGAAGAAAAGGAAAUUGUACAGUUGAAACCUGUACAGAGACAUAAACCAAAAGCGGAAGAAGAAGAAGACAAGCUAGUGCUGAAGCCUGUGAAGAAGGACACAAAGGAAGUAUUCAAAGAAGAGGAAUCUCUUCCAAGGGAGUUGGCUAAAGAAGGCACAACUGCAGAUAAACCAAAAGAGACCAAGAAAGUGAAAAAACCAGAGAGCCUUAAGGACACUCCACAUGAUACGGAAGAGAAUGCCGACUCUGUUCCAGAAGGAGUAUCUGUUGAGGAAAAGCCUGAGGCACCAGAUCAAGAUCACGCAUCACAUGUACCAUGGGUACGAGGAAAGAAGCCUAAACAACCUGUUCAGGAGAAAGAGGAGAUUAUUUUGAAACCAGUGAAGAAGGAUAUUCCAGUGGAGACAGAAGAAAAAGAAAUUGUACAGUUGAAGCCUGUUGAGAAACCGAAGCCAACAGCCGAAGAUGUGGAAAGAAUUACCCUUAAACUUGAGCCAGCAGUGGAGAAACAAAAACCAUUAGAGAAACUUGUAUCUGAAAGGGAAAUACCUUUAAUUCCAAGUAAUGAGGAAUCUCCUUUACAAGAGGGUAAGGAGAUCACCAAAGUACCUUGGCGACGUGGAAAGAAACAUGAGGCACCUGAACUGGUAAGGGAGGAAAUUACUUUGAAACCUGUGAAAAAGAGUAUUCCUGAGAAAACUGAUGAUAGGAAAGAAUUGCGAUUGAAGCCUGUACCUAAAGAGAAACCAUCAGUAGAUGAGGUACAGGAAGUUAUGCUAAAACCUGUGAAGAAGGACAAAAAGGAAGUUAUUACAGAGAAAGAGGGUGUAACUAUAAAAGAAGUAGGAGAAAACCAAAUAAGGGAAGAAAAAAAUUUGCAGGAGCUGAAACCAGAAGAGUUGCCUAAGGAUGACACUCCUACCAAAGAAUCCAUUGUACCUUGGAGAAAAAAGAAACCAGUGCCCAUGAAGGAGGCUCCACUCGAUGUGGAGGAAUUAACAGACACUGCUCCAGAAGUGUCUGAAGUUACCAUGACUCCUGAUAUGCCUAAACUUGCAGAUGCUCCAGAUAUUUUAAAGGAAGUUCUAGAUGAGAAACCAAUGCUGCUUCCUGUAAGACUGAUUGAUGAACAAGAUGAGAUGAUGAAAGAUUUAGUAUCUGUAGGUGAAAUUGCCUUGGCAAAACCCAAAGCUGUACACCCUUCAGAUAAAGAGAAAUUACUGUCUGAGAACGUGCAGGUGGAAGCUACUACAGAAACUCUUGAUUGGCACAAAGACAUUAAGGUGGAUACUUUUUCCAAAAAGAAAGUUCCUGAAGAAUCCCGACCCACAAUUCUUUCUGAUAGUACACCAAUAAGUGAAUUGGAAAUUGUGUCUCAGAAGCGGGUAACUGAUAGUGUGUUGAAGAUUCCAGAGGAACCCAUUCAAGAUGUGGAAAAUCUUGAUGUUCAUCACACAGUCAGUCAGACAGUGGUACAAAAGACAGUCACAGAAGCCACUAAAACUAUUUCAAAAGCUGUACCCCCAAGAUUUGUUAGAAAAUUGACACCUGCCAUGGUGGAACCAAACAAGAAAGCAACAUUUAUUUGUGAAGUUGAAGGAAAGCCUUUCCCUGAAUUGACUUGGUUUGUUAAUGAAAAACUGUUGCCUUUGUCAAAUCGCAUACAGACGUCAGUUCGUGAAAAAGUUGUGACACUUGAAAUAAGGGAUGUAUUUCAAGAAGAUGUUGGUAUUUAUUCCUGCCGUGCUUCAAAUCCUGCUGGUGUGGCUACAUCUGCAGCAAAUUUGAUCAUUUUGGAGAAACCAGAAAUGGGCAGGGCUCCUCAUUUUACUGAGCAACUGAAACCACUGUCAGCGGUUCCUGGACGUCCUGCUGAGCUGAAAUGUGUUGUUGUUGGUGAGCCUACGCCUGAGGUAGUUUGGUUACGUGAUGGUCAGAAAGUGUUCUCUGGACCAGGCCAGGAAAUGUACUACAAUCCCGAAUCUGGAACUGCGAGUUUGAUUAUCAGUGAACCAACAGAACAUGAUGAAGCAGUGUACAGUGUACAAGCCAUUAACAAAUUUGGCCGAGCAGAAUGCCGAGCAAAUCUCAUACUUGGUAAACCAAUAGAAGCAAGACAGCCACAGUUUAUGAGGGCACCAUAUAUAACACGUCCCUUACAAGCCAUUGCUGCAGUAAAAGAUGAGCCUGUGGAGCUGAUGGCAGCAUUUGAAGGAGAACCUGUACCAGAAGCAAAGUGGUUUCGUAAUGGAAAGGAGGUGGUGGCUUCAGAGGGAAUUGAUAUUGUGAAACAGAGAAAACAUACUGUUUUACGUAUAGAAAAGAUAAACAAAACCAGUACUGGAAUGUAUGAAGUUCGUGCUAUAAAUCCAGUUGGAGAGGCCAAAACAUCUUGUUCUGUCACUAUCAGAGAAGAACAACCUGAAAUGACUGAAGCAAGGCCACCAUCUUUCAUUAAGCCUCUACAGCCGAAGAUUGUAACUGUUGGAGAAGUUGUUAUUUUGGAGACUAUUGUAGAGUCAUACCCUACAUGUUCAUUCCAAUGGUUCCAUCUGUCUACUCCAGUGAAGUCAACAACAGAAACACGGAUUGUGACAGAAGCAAAUAAAUCAUUACUAGUUUUGCAAGAUGUUAAUGAGCAACAGACAGGUAGUUAUACAUGUCGUGCAGAGAAUGUUGUUGGAUCAGUGACUUGCACAGCAACACUAUCUGUCAUACCUGAUGAGAAAUGGGAAGAUACUAUAGAGUUAGAGGCUCCACAUUUUGAACAGAAGUUAGUGCCAUUACGAGUCAUGGAUGGAGAACCAGUGCAACUCACUUGCAAGAUUGUUGGAAAACCAAUUCCAAAAGUUAUUUGGUAUCACAAAGGACUACCUUUGAAAGAAUCUAAGGGUGUUACAAUGUACCAAGACUCAGAAGGAGUUUGUAAAUUAGCAAUUUCAGAGGUUUUUCCAGAGGAUGCUGGACAGUACACUUGCCAGGCUAUCAACAAAGCAGGAGAAGCUGUUUGUGCUGCAUCACUUGUUGUUGAAGCUUAUGAAUACGUACCUGACUCUGAGAUUGCAACAACUGGAGUAUCUCUUGUUACAGGACAGAGUGGUUCAGAAGAAGAUCUUUUAGUAGAAAAGGAGACAAUCUCUGAAGUUUCUGAAAUGACAGAAUUGCAACAUGGGGAAGUGGGAAAAGCACCUCGGUUUGUUACUUACUUGCCAGAAACUGUGACCUCACGUGAUGGUGAACUUAUAAGACUGGAGGUCAAAGCAGAAGGAAUACCAAGACCAAAGAUUAGAUGGUACAAGCAAGGAAUAGAACUUACCCCUUCAAAGGAUUUUGAUGUUGAAGAUUUUGAGGAAGGUACUUCAGUCCUCACUAUACCAGAAGUUUUCCCUGACGAUGCGGGUGAGAUUCUAUGCGAAGCUCAGAAUGAUUUUGGCAUUGACACAACAGUUACUGAACUUGUUGUAGAAGGUAUUCUAGGUACAAAGGAAUAUCGAAAACCUGAAUGGGUGACACAGAUGGAACAACUAAAGGAGAAACUGAUGGCUACCCAGAGUGUACCAACAUUUGUACAAGAAAUUAGGGACAACAGGGCUAAGGAAAUGGAAACAGUAACAUUUGAAUGUCAGUUCUCAGGGACUCCACUGCCUGAUAUAACCUGGUAUAAGAAUGGCAAAAUUCUUCGUAAUACAAGGAAUAUUCAAAUUAGAAUUAGAAACAACAAAACUACUUGUCAAAUACUAAAAGUAACCCCAGAAGAUGAAGGAACCUACAUCUGCAAAGCAACUAGCGAAGUUGGAGUAGCUGAAACCAAAGCAGAAUUGUUUGUACAAGAAUUGACUCUUGAGGAGCGCCAAAAACUGGAAGUUAAGAAAGGCACAGAGCAGCAUGAAAAGAUAAAACUGGAGAGAGUAAAAACACAGAAGAAGCCAAAAACAGAAGAAACUGUUGUCGACACAGUUUUUGAGACAGAGAGGAAAAGGGAAAUUGUGGACAUCCAGGAGACACAUGUUCUGGAAUCCACUGCGCAGUUUGCAGAGAAAACAAAAAAGGUCACUGCACAGAAAGUCUUUUCAGUUCAAGAUUCAGUUGAGAUAUCUGCAAUUGCAUCAUGUAAAAAAGUUGAUGACACAAGUGAAAAACCCACUUUGACAGAAGAAAAGGCAAAAGAAAUUGUUCCAAUUCAAGAAAGUGUUACAAUUUCUGAAGUGGAUGUUAAAGAUGAUGUGAAAUAUAUUAAGACACAGAAGACCAAAGUGACAGCUGAUACAAAAGUAAAUAUACAGGAGUCAGUAUCCAUUUCACAACUGAAAAGUGAAGAUAUGGUGAAAGAAUUUGAAGUAAAGCCCUUAGAGGAGCAAGCAGAUAGGAAGAUCAGUGUCCAAGAAUCUGUUAGUGUGUCUGAAGUUAUUACAGAAGACAGAGUCAUAGAUCUGAAAGAAACAAAACCAAAAGAAGAAGAAGCUGUGUUGAUGAAGCCUGUACAAGAGAGUUUCCUAGUAACUGAAACUCUGUCAGAGACUACUAUAACUGAAAUGAAAGAUGCAAAAACCAUGGAGAGUGCAGAAUACAAAGUGCCCAUUUUAGAACCCAUGGUUAUAUCUGAAAUACAGACUGAAACUACAGUUGAAGAAGUCAAAGACAAAAAACCCAAAAGUUAUCAAGCGAAGCCUGAUAAGAGUCCUGUACAGCAAGAAGUAGCAGAAAUUACUGAGGUUAAACUAGAAAUGGCACCAGCGUUACAAAAGAAGAAAGAGCAAGUAUUGGUUGAAAAGGAAAAGAAGGAAGCUGAGGAAGUAGUGACAGAGAAAAAGAAAACAGAUAUUGUGACAAAGAAGAAGACUGCUGUCAAAAAGAAAGAUCUCGAGGAAGAAGAAGAAAUUAUUGUCCAGCGUGCAUUGAAGACUAUGCAAAAGCUAGAAAGAUGGGAACGUGUGAAACAGGCACAGGAAGUAGAGGAGUUGCUACAUUUGAUUCCUGUUCAAGAAUUUGGACCAGAAAGUGAAAAACCUUUACGUGAACUGGCACGUGUUGGCUGGUUGCUACGGCGAGGGUUAAAUGUGCAAGAAGUAACGGCACUUCACCGUGCUGGACACUUCCAGGAACUUCGCACACCAUUGGCUCAGUCUGCUCUCGUUUCUUUAGUGGAACGUCAAGGGCACGGAGUUCUGGUUUCACAAGCUCUUGCAGAGGAGGAUGAAGUCCAAGGGCCAGAAACAGCUGGCUUCCGUGCAUUUCUUCGUAUGAUUGAACUGGAAUAUGCCACUGUUGAACAAGCUGUUACUCUUUUUGCUCCUGAAGAUUUCCGCCCAGACUCGUGGGAAGUCCAAGAAGCUACAGAGGUUGUGGAGAAGACACAUAUAACACAACAGGCAGAAACUAUAAAACAAGUUGAAGUUCGUAUUGCUGAUGAGAAGAAAGUGACUAAGAAGAAGAAGACAAAGACUGAAGUUGAAAAAGAAGAAACUCUUGAAGAGAUAGACCAUGAACGGCGCACAGCAUCCAGGACUGCUGCAGAAAAACCACAACCCCAUGAACGACUAAUACCUAUAGAGGUGGAAAGGGAUGAGGGGGUACUGAUUACAGAAUUACCUACUGACCACCAAAUUACAAUAACUGAGCCCUCUCUUGCUAUUGUUACUCAACCAGCUGAAGAACUUGGUGUGCAGAAGACAAGAGCUGAAGAAGAAGAUAAAAAGUUUGAGGAGGAUGAAGAACUAAUUAUAAUUGAAGAAAGAAAGGGGGAGGGUAUCAGAAGCCAACGGAGAAAGAAGGUCAUCAGACAGAAAUCCGAGGAAGAGGUUGAGGUGGAAAUACAGGUGGUAGGUGGCGAGAAAAGAAAGGUGAAGAAAAUAAUAAAAGCUACUCAACCAGACACAUCUGAAGAAAUGAUUGAUGAAGAAUAUUUGCAGGAAAUAAAACCGUUUGAGAAAACUGUGCAGAAAGCUUUGCCCCUUUUAAGUACAAAACAAGUGUCAGAGACUGUACCGUCUGUGCAUAUUACGGAACUACAGACAGAAGUUGAGGAUCGUGGUGAGCAUGUAAAAGUGAACAUGUUGACUCUAAGCGCAGUAUCUGGAGAACAAGUGCUUGUGGAAGAACAUGAAGUUCCCACAAAAUCAACAAAAUUUGAAGGUAUAAAAGCAUCUCAGCGAUUUGACACCAUUGAACCUUAUACUGUUACGGAAGCAGAUGUGCAUACUCGUGCACGAGAAUUCUCUGAUGUGUUCCAGCCACAGUCAUUUGAGGCUAGUGUGGCUAUUAUUCCACGAGAAGGUGUAGUUGUAAGUGAGAUGACUGUGCGUGCUGGAACUGGUGAGUUGGUGGAAUUGGCUGAAGGACAACAGAAGCAGGCAACCAUUGGUUUAACACUGCAAGAAGCAACCAGUGUAAGUGAGACUGAAAUUUCAGUAAAAGAAGGUGACUUCACAGAUCUCAGAAAACCCAAACAGAGGCAAGCAGAACAUAUUUUCUUACCAAAUGAAGGAAUAUCUGUAUUAGAAGUAACAGAGGGUACUUCUGAGAAUGUUCUUCAGAUUACCUCAAAGCCACUUCCUGUGAAACCUCGUGUUCAGGUACCAUCUGCAGAACCAUUGCUGGUUAGUGAGGUGUUUCCUGAGAUGAAACCAGGAAAAUAUCUGCCAGAAUCAUUUGUAGCAACAGAAAUGGCAAGUAAAAGUGUAGUGGCUCAACAUGGAAUCUCAACUCUAGAAAUGCAUGCACCAGAGAAGGAAGGUGAGUAUGUGUCAGAUCGUCUCCCGCCAUCACAGAUAGCUGGAUCAGAAAUUACUCCAGGAGAGGCAUUACAGGUUUCACAGUCAGAUGUGCAGGAAGCUGAAGCCCCAUUAGCUGCGAAACAACAGCCAGAGACUGCCACAGCAGAAGAAGAUGUUACUCUUAUGCGAGGUAUUACUGUAACCACUGUGGAAGCACAGCUGCAAGAGAAGGCCUUCAGGAGUGAUGAGCAUGAUGCCAAAAAAGCAGGUGUCUUGUUUAUGGAGAAAGAAUCUAUACAGGCAGCAUUCAUGACAGCAGUAGAAAGAGAGGCAGAACUUGCUCCAGAGGAGAAACCAGCUGAAAAAACAGCAGAACCUGUUCUCUCUUGUUUGGAAGCUGCUGAUGUAUCUGUAUCUCUUGUGCAGGAAAUGGAAGGUGAACUUCUUGCAGACAAGUCACCACUAAAAGUUCAAGCUGAAGCUAGUGUCAGGCCGGAAGAACCACUUUCCAUAUUGGAGGUUUGCGCAGGACAUGCAUCUGCUGAGCUGUCAGAGAGCUUAAGAUAUCGCACUGAUGAAGCAGUGUCUGUAUUUGAAACAACAGAAGCUAAGCAAGUAUCAGUGAUACUUGCACAAGAAAAAGAAAGUAUGCUACCUGACCUUCAGAAACCUCUGCCAGCUCAGGGUGAAAAAUCAUUUUCACCACAGACAGGUCUAACUGUUGUGCAGACAGUGGCAGAGGAGUCAGAAGGAAUAUUUUUGGCAGCUGAACUGCCAGAAAGUCAUAGAGUGAAGACAUCACCAACUCAGCCUUUUCAGUCAAUUGUUAUUGAAGAAACUCUUGCACAAGGACAUGCAGGUCAUAUAGAAAGGGAUACACCAGCAUUAGGUAUUGCUAAAGCUGACAGAGAACUCCUUCGAGAGAUGAUUAUAGAGGAGGCUAUUACAGGUGAAGGUCUGCAGUCGUACAAGGAAGCAAUGAAACCAGACAGUAAACAAGCAGGCAUUACAGUUCUACAAGAAGAGAGUUUAACUGUUACUGAAGUGGUUACAGAAGACAAAGAAGCUGGAUAUACAAAGCCCACAAUGCCAACUGAAUGCUUUGCUCUUCCAGAAAUAAAAGGCCAAAAGGUGGCAAUCAAGACAGAAGUGAGACCAGAUAUCUCUGCUGUACCAUUAUCUAGUGAAUAUCCAACAAGAGAAACUGCUAAACCUGAUCAGAUUCCACUUGAAAGCCUUCUUGUGACACUUGCACAAAUGGUUGAGAAAGAAGGUGAGUUGUCCAAAGAUAUAAAGCCAGAUAUAAAGAGUGCAACAGUUGAUUUAACAGAGAGACAUUCAGAGAUUAGUGUGACACAAGUAGUGGCACAUGAUAAAGAAAAAGAAUAUGUUACAGAACAGUCUCCUAAACAAAUGACAGCCACAGCCAGUGUACCAGUUCAUGAAGUGGCUAUUAAGUCAGAGACAUUGCCAGAGUUAAAUGUUGGUGAUCUUCCUGAGAGAGAACAUGUCACAGGUAGAGCAAAGCCUGAUAAUGAACCACUGCAAGAACUUAUAAUCACAGAGACAGCUAUUACUGAAGUUGAGAGACAACUUAAAGAAGGUGUGAAGCCAGAGAAAAGGACUGCAGAUGUAGCCAUUGAUGUAGGUGAAGGAAUAUCAAUUACAGAAAUUGUCACUGACCAUAAAGAGGCUAUCCUUGAAUCCCCAGAAAUGCCAAAACAGAGGCAGGCCACUCUCAAUAUCCGUAGCCAAGAAGUUGCUCAGAAGGAGGAAGUGGUGAUGGAUUAUGUCACUGGUGAAUGGAAGAGGCAGUCACCAGUUAAGGAAAGUGCUCACCCAGAACAGGAUGCACUGGAAUGUGCUGUGUUACUACAGCCACAUAUUGGUGAAAGGGAAGGUCUUUAUAGUGCAGAUAUUAAGCCAGAUGAAAAAACAGCUAACAUUACCUUUGAAGAAGGUCAGACACUAAGUGUCACAGAAGUUUUGCCUGAUGACAAAGAAAAACCACUUGAAAUUCCGGAAGCUCCAAACAAAUAUAAAGCAACAGCAGACUUCCGAACUCAAGAAGUUGCAGUGAAGUCUGAAAUAAUAGCUGGGUUAAAUGUCACAGAAAUAACACAUGUAGAGCCAUCAACAGCAGAAGCCACUAAAGACCAGAUUCCAUAUCAGAGUUUUAUUCUUUGUGAGACUCUGACAGGAGAAAAGGAAUCUGAGUAUCAGCCAUUAAUUAUGCCUGAUUCCAAAGUAGCAGAUACUGUUAUCUUGGAAGAAGAGGGACUUACUGUAAAUCAGGUAACUACUGGAGAUGUGGAGACAACAUUUUCUUCACCAGAGAAGCCAGAAGGAAAGAAAGCAUUUCCAUCUGUAAUAGGGCAAGAAAUAGCUGAGAAAACAGCAGUUUGGAUUGAAAGUAGUGUGGGUAAGUUACCAUACGAAGAGCCCCAGUGUGUACAAGCUUUAGCGGAACAAUUGCCACAUCAUAGUUUGAUUCAAUCAGAAAUGGCUCCUGUGGAAUGUGAAGGUGUAUACUCAGUGGGUGUACAGCCAGAUAGUAAGAGUGCAGAGGUUGUAAUUGAUGAAGCAAAAAUGUUAGCCAUUACGGAAGUCAUCACACAAGACAAGGAAGGGCAUUAUGAAGCUCCCAUCAAACCAGAUGGCAAGUUUGCAAAACCUGGUGUAUUGGGACAGGAAGUAGCUCAGAAGAUAGAGGUAGUGACAGAAUCAAGAACUGGUGAAAUACUUUUAGAGACUCCAGUCAAAGUGCAAGCCACAUCUGAACAAUUGACAUUUGAGAGUCUACAGCAGGCAGAAGCAACUGUGCAAGAACGAGAAGGAGAAUUUAAAGAGAAACUGAAAUACGAUAUGCUACAUGCAAAUCUGGAAUUUGAACAGGGUAAGAGUUUGACCAUUACUGAAAUAUUGGCACAAGAUAGAGAAGAAAUAAUUGCAACUGUGGAAAAGCCAAAGGAAAGAAAGGCAAGGACAGAUAUCAGUGGCAAAGAAGUGGCAGAAAAGACUGAAAUUGUACCUGAAUUUGGAAUGGGGAAACUAGAGGAAGAAAAAACUUCACCAGCUCAAGCAAAGAAGGCUCAUUUGCCCUUCGAAAGUGUUAUUAAAAUGGAAGUAAGCAUAAGAGAGUGUGAGGAACCCUUGAAGGGUGAUAUUAAGCCCAUAGCCAAACUUGCUGAAAUUGUAUUUGAAGAAGGUCAGCCACUACAAGUUACUUCAAUGGUGACAGGAGACAGAGAAAGUGAAUAUGUAACUCCUGAAAAGCCAAGUGGCAAAGUGGCUCAUUCAGAAGUUCUCACUCAUGAAGUUGCAGAGAAAUCUGAAAUAGUUCCAGGUUUGAAUAUCAGGGAACUGGUUCAGCAGGAGCCUCUCAAAGUAAAAGCAAACACUGAACAGGCACCAUUUGAAAGUGUAAUGCAGAUACAAGCUCUUAUUCAAGAAAGUGAAGGAACAUUUGAAAAGGGUGAACUUCCUGCUUUUAGAAAGGCAGGAUUAAAUUUUGAAGCAGAACAAUCUCUCACUAUUUCAGAGGUCACACUUGGCGAUAAGGAACUUCUUUAUACUGCACCUCAAUUACCCAAAGAAAGACAAGCACAGCCAGACAUAACCGAAAGCCAGGAGGUGGCAGAACAAAGUCAGGUGCUCACAGAAAUAGGGGUUGGUCAAAUUGAAACAAUAGUCCCAGUGUCAGAAACAGCUAAACUAGGACAUGACGUUCUUCAAAGUGUUAUGGUCUAUGAGAGUCAAACUCAUGAAAAUGAAUCUGAGUUUGUCAAAAAACAAUUACCAGUGACAAAAAAAGCUGAUGUCUUCAUAGAAAAGGGAAGGAAGGCACAAACUGUUACAGAAGUAAUUGCAGAUCUCAAGGAGGGAACUGUGAAAGAACUGGAGAUACCAACAGGAAAGAAAGCACGCCCUGAUAUUCUUGGCCAUGAGAUAGCAGAAAAGGCUGAAGUUGUAACACAUCUUUCUGUUGGCGAUGUCAUGGAACACAAAGUACAUAGGACUUUUGCAUCAUUGGAACAAGUUCCAUUUGAGGGCAUUGUUCAAUCUGAAGCUGUAGUCCGUGAGAAAGAAAAUACCUUUAUCUCUGAUUUAAAAAUGGUCACUGCAAGUGCAGAGACAAUGUUUGAGGAAGGUAAAAGUGUCACUAUCUGCCAAGUUAUACCAGAAGACAAGGAGGAUGAUUUUGUGGCAGCACAAAAGCCCAAAACACGAAUAGCUCAACCAGAAAUAGAGGCCCAUGAAAUAGCUGAAAAAUCUGAGGUUAUACCAGAAACAGGAGUUUCAGAACUUUCAUUUCAGGUCCCAAAACAUGCACAAGCUAAACCAGAGUCAUUAUUAUUUGAAGGCCUGGUUCAGUCAGAAGUUGCUGUCCGAGAAAGUGAGAUAGAUUUUGAUGGCAAAUUAAAAUUAGAUAAGAGGACUGUAGAUGUUUCAUUUGAGGAAGGCAGUAGCGUCACAAUAAUGGAGGUUAUUCCAGAUGACAAAGAAGCCCAGUAUUUGUCUCCUGUGGCACCUGAAUCUAAAGUAGCUCUACCACACAUAUCUGGGCAUCAGAUAGCAGAGAAAUCAGAGGUAUUACCAGAACUUAGCCUUGGACCUGUUGAUGUGAGACCUACACAGAAAAUACAGGCUGAUGUUCAACAGAUUCCAUUUGAAGGUAUUGUUCAGUCUGAAGCAAUUAUCCGUGAGAAGGAAGACAUAUUUAAGUCAGGUGUGAAGAAAGUGUCGGCCACUGCAGAGAGGAAAUUUGAGGAGGGCAGAAGUGUUACUGUAAGCCAAAUCAUAGCAGAAGACAAGGAAGGAGACUAUGUAGUUACUGAGAAACCCAAGGCCCAAAUGGCUGAACCAGAUGUCCAAGUGCAGCAAGUUGCUCAAAAAAUUGAGGUAAUUACAGAAGUAGCAGCAUCUGACCUCUCGGUUGAAAAACCUAAGAAGGCACAAGCUAAAUCUGAAUCCUUCUUGUUUGAAAGCUUAGUUCAGUCAGAAAUUACUGUUCGUGAAAGUGAAAUUGAAUUUACUAGUCAAUUUAAAGAAGAUAAGAAGAAAGUGGAUGUAUCAUUUGAAGAAGGUAGAGGUGUGACAAUAACAGAAGUAGUUCCAGAUGACAGAGAAUCUCAGUACAUUUCUCCUACAGCGCCAGAGAGUAAAGUAGCCUUACCAAACAUAUCUGGACAUGAGAUAGCAGAGAAAUCAGAGGUAUUAGCAGAACUUAGCCUUGGACCUGUUGAUGUGAGACCUACACAGAAAAUACAGGCUGAUGUCCAACAGAUUCCAUUUGAAAGUAUUGUACAGUCUGAAGCAAUUAUCCGUGAGAAGGAAGACGUCUUUAAGUCAAGUGUAAAGAAAGUGUCUGCUACUGCAGAGAGGAAAUUUGAGGAAGGCAGGAGUGUUACUGUAAGUGAAAUCAUAGCAGAAGACAAGGAAGCUGACUAUGUUAUCACUGAGAAACCCAAAGCCCAAAUGGCUGAACCAGACAUCCAAGUACAGCAAGUCGCUGAAAAAACUGAAGUGAUUACGGAAGUGGCAGCGUCUGACCUCUCAGUUGAGAAACCUAAGAAGGCACAAGCUAAAUCUGAAUCCUUCUUGUUUGAAAGCUUAGUUCAGUCAGAAAUUACUGUUCGUGAAAGUGAAAUUGAAUUUACUAGUCAAUUUAAAGAAGAUAAGAAGAAAGUGGAUGUAUCAUUUGAAGAAGGUAGAGGUGUGACAAUAACAGAAGUAGUUCCAGAUGACAGAGAAUCUCAGUACAUUUCUCCUACAGCGCCAGAGAGUAAAGUAGCCUUACCAAACAUAUCUGGACAUGAGAUAGCAGAGAAAUCAGAGGUAUUAGCAGAACUUAGCCUUGGACCUGUUGAUGUGAGACCUACACAGAAAAUACAGGCUGAUGUCCAACAGAUUCCAUUUGAAAGUAUUGUACAGUCUGAGGCAAUUAUCCGUGAGAAGGAAGACAUCUUUAAGUCAAGUAUAAAGAAAGUGUCUGCCACUGCAGAGAGGAAAUUUGAGGAAGGCAGGAGUGUUACUGUAAGUGAAAUCAUAGCAGAAGAUAAGGAAGGUGACUAUGUAAUUACUGAAAAACCCAAAGCCCAAAUGGCUGAACCAGAUGUCCAAGUACAGCAAGUUGCAGAAAAAACUGAAGUCAUUACAGAAGUAGCAACUUCUGACCUUUCUGUCGAAAAACCUAUGAAGGCUCAAGUUAAAUCCAAAUCCAUCUUGUUUGAAAGCUUAGUUCAGUCAGAAGUUACUGUUCGUGAAAGUGAAAUUGAAUUUACUAGUCAAUUUAAAGAAGAUAAGAAGAAAGUGGAUGUAUCAUUUGAAGAAGGUAGAGGUGUGACAAUAACAGAAGUAGUUCCAGAUGACAGAGAAUCUCAGUACAUUUCUCCUACAGCACCAGAGAGUAAAGUAGCCUUACCAAACAUAUCUGGACAUGAGAUAGCAGAGAAAUCGGAGGUAUUAGCAGAACUUAGCCUUGGACCUGUUGAUGUGAGACCUACACAGAAAAUACAGGCUGAUGUUCAACAAAUUCCAUUCGAAGGUAUUGUUCAGUCUGAAGCAAUUAUCCGAGAGAAGGAAGAAAUCUUUAAGUCAGGCAUGAAGAAAGUGUCUGCCACUGCAGAGAGAAAAUUUGAAGAAGGCAGAAGUGUUACUGUAAGCGAAAUCAUAGCAGAAGACAAGGAAGGUGACUAUGUAAUUACUGAAAAACCCAAAGCGCAAAUAGCUGAACCAGACGUCCAAGUGCAGCAAGUUGCAGAGAAAACUGAGGUAAUUACAGAAGUAGCAGCAUCUGACCUCUCGGUUGAAAAACCUAAGAAGGCACAAGCUAAAUCUGAAUCCUUCUUGUUUGAAAGCUUAGUUCAGUCAGAAAUUACUGUUCGUGAAAGUGAAAUUGAAUUUACUAGUCAAUUUAAAGAAGAUAAGAAGAAAGUGGAUGUAUCAUUUGAAGAAGGUAGAGGUGUGACAAUAACAGAAGUAGUUCCGGAUGACAGAGAAUCUCAGUACAUCUCUCCUACAGCACCAGAGAGUAAAGUAGCCCUACCAAACAUAUCUGGACAUGAGAUAGCAGAGAAAUCAGAGGUAUUAACAGAACUUAGCCUUGGACCUGUUGAUGUGAGACCUACACAGAAAAUACAGGCUGAUGUUCAGCAGAUUCCUUUUGAAGGUAUUGUUCAGUCUGAAGCAAUUAUCCGUGAGAAGGAAGACAUCUUUAAGUCAAGUAUAAAGAAAGUGUCUGCCACAGCAGAUAGGAAAUUUGAGGAAGGCAGGAGUGUUACUGUAAGUGAAAUCAUAGCAGAAGAUAAGGAAGGUGACUAUGUAAUCAUGGAGAAACCUAAACCCCAGGUAGCUGAAGCUGAAAUAGGAGUGCAACAAGUUGCUGAGAAAUCUGAAGUAUUUACAGAAGUGGCAACAUCUGAUCUCUCAGUUGAAAAACCAAAGCAUGUACAAGCUACAGCUGAACAAUUGUUGUUUGAAAGCUUAGUUCAGUCAGAAAUUACCUUUCGUGAAAGUGAAUCUGAUUUUGUGAGUCAGCUCAGAGAAGACAAGAAGAGAGUCAAAGUAUUGUUUGAAGAAGGGCAAGGUGUGGCAAUAACAGAAGUAGUGCCAGAUGACAAGGAGUCUCAGUAUAUUUCUCCUGGGGCACCAGAGACUAAAGUUGCUCUGCCAAAUGUGUCUGGGCAGGAGGUUGCACAGAAAUCACAGGUGUUUCCUGAUAUGUCUCUUGGUGAAGUAAAAGUGAAGGCCCCCCAGGAACUUCAAAUCACCAUUGAUCAAGUUCCCUUUGAAAGCAUAAUACAGUCAGAAGCUUUAGUGAGUGAAAGAGAGGAGCAUUUCCAAUCUGAUUCUAAAAUGAUAUCAGCAAGUGCAAAGAGUGUGUUUAUUGAAGGUAAGAGCAUAACUGUGUCUCAGGUAGUUCCUGAAGAUAAGGAAACUGUGUGUGUUGUUGAAGACAGACCUAAGGAACAGAAGGCUGUAGUAGAUAUUCGUGGACAAGAAAUAGCUGAGAAGUCUGAAAUUGUAGCUGGUACAGGAAUACGUGAGUUUUCUGUGGGUUUGCCUAAACUUGUACAAGCUCAGCCAGAAGCUAUUCUUCAUGAAGGACUAGUACAAACAGAGGCUGCUGUUCAAGAAAAUGAACAGACAUUUGAGGGGAAAUUUGUACCUGAUUCUAGAAGUGCAGGUAUGACAUUUGAAGAAGAAAGAGGUGUUACUAUUACUGAAGUAAUUCCUGAACAUAAGGAAGCAAUAUAUACUGCACCCGAUUUUCCUGAAACCAAACUUGCCCUGCCAGAUGUAACACCAACAGAAGUAGCACAGAAGCUUGAGAUUUGUGCAGAUAUUUCUCUAGGAGGAAUUGAUGUCAGACCAGUGCAGAAACUUCAGGUGAGCCCAAGGCAACUUCCUUUUGAAAGUUUGAUGCAGUCAGAACCAAUUAUUCGUGAAAAGGAAGGAGAAUUUACUUCUGGUGUAACCGCUGUUACAGUAACUGCAGAGAGGAGUUUUGAAGAAGAGAGAAGUUUAACAAUUAGUCAAAUUAUCACAAGUGAUAGAGAAGUGGAUUAUAUGGUAGAACAGCAGCCAAAGCAACUUAUAGCUGAGGCAUCUGUGUAUGGUACUGAAGUGGCACAGAAAUCUGAAGUCAUGACACAUGUUAGCAUAAAUGAAUUUGAUGUAACUAUCCCAAAAACUGCACAGGCUCAACCACAUUCUGUACCUUUUGAAGGAAUUUUACAAACGGAGGCUAUAGUACGAGAAAAGGAACAAGACUUUGUAGGAUUAGAACACCUGAAGGAAAGCAGCAGGUAUGCAGACAUUGCAUUUGAAGAAGGAAGUGGAAUUACCAUUACAGAAAUUUUUGAGCAACAUAAAGAAGGCCAAUAUGUAACACCUACUCUUCCAGAUUUCAAGUCAAUAAAGCCAAAUAUUGAUACAAAAGAGGUAGCUGAAAAAUCUGAAGUUCUCACUGAAACAUGUGUUGGGGAAGUUGAAGUGAAACCAGUCAAGAAACUAAAAAUUAGUUUUGACCAAACACCAUUUGAAAGCAUUAUUCAGUCACAGGCAAUUGUUAGUGAAAAAGAAGGAGAAUUCCAUGCUGAUGUGAAAAAAGUAAUGGCAAGUGCAGAAAAAGGCUUCGAAGAGGGCAGAAGUGUUACUAUCACAGAGGUUGUUACUGAAGAUAAGGAAGCUGACUAUGUAGCUACAAAACUGCCAAAACCUCAAACUGCACAAACAGAAAUUCGUGGACAGGAGAUUGCUGAGAAAUCUGAAAUUGUCACUCAGUUUGGUACAGCUGAGUUGCAUACAGAUGUACCAACCACUGCACAGGCCUUCCCAGAAUCACUUCCUCUUCAGAGUCUUAUCCAGACUGAAGCAGUUGUUCAGGACAGAGAAAGUGACUUUGUGGAUCAAUCUAGACCAGAUUCCAAGAGUGCAGCUAUAGUAUUUGAGGAAGGACAGGUUGCAUCGGUAACACAGGUGGUUCCAGAAGAUAAAGAAAGCGAAUAUUUUGCUCCAGAGGUAAUUGAAACAAAAACUGCACAACCCAACAUCUCAGGUAAAGAAGUGGCUCAGAAGUCUGAAGUAUUGACAGAAUUAUGUCUGGGAGAAGUUGAAAUUAAAUCUGCACAGCAAGUACAGAGUAAAGUGGAACAAAUUACAUUUGAAAGUAUCAUGCAGUCAGAAGCAUUAGUUCAAGAAAAGGAACAAGAACAGGACUUGCGUCUAGAUAUAAGAUCAUCUCUGAAGAGAGCUGAGACAAGCUUCACUGAAGGAAAGAGCAUUACUGUCACACAAAUAAUUCUGGAAGAUAAGGAAGAAGACUAUUCAAUUGGAAAAAAGCCAGAAGAGCAUGCUGUUGUACCUGAAAUUGAAAGUAGGGAAAUUGCAGAGAAAUCUGUAACUCUGAGUGAAAUGAGUGUUGGAGAACUCUCCAUAGAAAAGCCCAAAUUGCUUAAGCUUCAGCCAGAUUCCAUACCUUGUGAAGGACUGUUACAAACAGAAGCUAUUGUACAGGAAAAAGAGAGAGACUUUAUUGGACACCUGAAACUAGACUCAAGGAAUGCAGAUGUUGCCUUUGAGGAAGGAAGAGGAAUUUCAGUAACAGAAGUUGUUUCAGAAGAUAAGGAAAGCCAAUACAUUGUUCCUGAAGCACCACUGAGUAAAGCAACACUUUCUGAUAUAUCAAGAAAAGAAGUUUUACAUACAUCAGAAGUAAUUCCUGACACUUGUCUUGCAGAUUUCAAAACACAUCCUGCUCAGGAAAUGCAUGUUACAGUGGAACAAAUUCCAUAUGAAAGUUUGAUACAGACACAAACUGAAAUUCAGGAAAGUGAAGUGGAAUUUAGAAGAUCUACUCAAAUUACAGAAAAAAAUGCUAAACCAAAGUUUGAAGAAAGAAGAAGUCUAAGUGUCCUUCAAGUGACAACACAGCAGAAGGAAGGAAACAUUGAGGUUUCUGAGUUUCCAAAAUUUCAACAAGCAACGCCUGAUAUGAUAAGCCAAGAAUCUGUUCAGUUAAGUGAAGUAAUUCCUGGAGUUUCUGUGGGAGAUGUUAAGCAGGAAGCUGACGUGAAAGAAAAGGCCAAAUACAGUCAGGAUCUCACUGAAGGUGUUAUUAUAUCUGAAGAACUUAUACAAGAAAAGGAACGUACUUUUGACAAGGUUUUCCAGCCUGAAACAAAAAGUGCAGAUAUUGAAUUUGAGGAACAGAGAGCUACAGCUGUAUCAGUUGUCAUAGCAGAAGAUAAAGAAGGUUUCUUUGUCUCUUCAGAAGCUCCAAAAACAGGUGUCGCCAAGCCAAAGAUACCAGUUAAGGAAGUAGCAGAGAAAGUAGAAAUUGUCACAGAACAGGACAUUGCUGAUCUAGUUAGUGAGAAACCCAUGGAAAUGCAUGCUAAGCCACAGCAGCAACCAAUAGAAACUGUAUUACAAACAGAAGUACUUGUUAGGGAAAGGGAAGGAAUGUUUUAUGGUGACUCCAAACCAGAUACUCAAAAUGUUGAAGUCACAUAUGAUGAUGGGAAGAAGGGUAUCAUGGUCACCCAAGUUAUUCCUGAAGAUAAAGAGGGUAUUUAUCAAGAAAAAGAUGUUCCAAAGAAGCAAACUGCUGUGCCACAAGUACCAGAAAAAGAAGUUAUUCAACAGUUGGAAGUCAUUCCUGGCCACACAACAGAAGAAGCUUCCCUUCACAUAAUACCCACAAAAAGUAAAGCAACAACCGAACAGUUACCAUAUGAAAGUAUCAUUCAAAGUGAGACCUCCUUGCAAGAAAGGGAGGGGAUUUUCAAGCCCACACUGAAGCCAGAUAUAUCAAGUGCAGAGCUGAAAUUCCAAGAGGGGCAAAGCGUCAUGGUUACAGAAGUGAUAGUGCAAGAUACAGAAGGUACAAAGGUUGUCACAAAAACUGUGAAAGAAGAGAUUGCUCACAAAGAUAUUGUAGAACAAGAGGCAGCUUUCAUGUCUGAAGUGCAUCCAGAGAAUGGAAUAGGUAGACUAGAUGUAGAUAUUCCCACCCCAAUUGUGGCAAAAGAGUCUGCUCCCCAGGCACAACACAGCAUAAUGGUCACCGAACUACAGAGCACUGGUGAGGUUGAAGCUAAGCUGCCAGACCUCAUCAAACCAUCACCAAAGAGAGUCAGCAUCUCCUUUGAAGAGGGAACCAAUGUCAUUGUAACAGAAGUGCAGCCAGAAGACAGAGAGGAGGGCCUGGACGACAAUACAUCAGCCUCUCAGACACGUCACAUCACUGCUACACAAGUGACCGACCAUAUGCCUGAGGUAAAAGUAAUUGAAACUACAACUGAGAUCCUUCAAGGUGAGUACACUAUAAAGAGUGCAGACAGAGAAUCUGCUGAUGAAGACACCGGGGAUGUAGACACAGUCCACAAACUUGAGACACCAGUUUUAGAGCUGAAAAGCUUACCAGACCAUGACAAGGAACAGGGCACUACUGAUGAAAUUGAAGUUAAGGAAAAGAUGGUGAAACCCAUGAUUAGAAAGAAGACGACGUUCCCAAUUGAGGACAGUAAAACUGCAACGGAAGACGACACAAGGGAAGAAACUGUGACACUAUUGGAAGAAUGUGAGGAGGAAAAGGCGGAUAAGCAUCCUGAGGAUGACAGGGAGGUUGGGAAGGUUGUUGAAGGAGCUAUGGAAGACACAAGAAAAGAGAAGAAAAUGAAACGUAUUAUCAAGAGGAAGAAGAUUACUCUGGUAGAAGGGGAGAAACCGUUAGGAGAGGAUAUAAAAGAGGAAACUGCACCACUGCAUGAGAAGCCAGAAGAAGAGAAAGAAAAUCAAAUCUGUGAGAGCACCAUGAUGGUUGAGAAAGCUGAGGACAGAGAGAUGGAAGAAACAACUGAUGAGAAGAAAGUGAAACGUAUAGUGAGAAGAAAGAAGGCUACACCAAAUGAAGAGGAGAAACCAUCAACAGAAGGUGCAGAGGAGGAAACUGUGACAUUGUUUCAAAAGCCUAAAGAGGAGGAGAAGCCAGAGGUUGGUGAGAGGGAGAAGGAAGAAAUUACUGAAGACAUCAAACUGAAACACAUUAUCAGGAAGAAAAAAACUAAGCCAGCUAAAGAGAAGAAACUUUCUGAGGAACCUGUAGCACCAUGUGAUAAACCAGAAGAUGAGGAGCUAUAUGAAACUCCUGAGGUGGUCACAACGGUUGAAAAAGCUGAGGAGGAAGAGACAGAAGAAACAUCAAAAGAGAAGAAAGUGAAACGCAUACUCAGAAGGAAAAGGAUUACACCAACUGAAGAGGAGAAACCUUCAGUGGAAGGUACAAAGCAGGAAACUGCUUCACUGACAGAAAAGCCCAAAGAUGAGGAGAAGUCAGAAAUUUCUGAAGGCGAGGAGGAAAAACUGACUGACCAGACAAAAAAGAAACGCAUUAUCAGGAAGAAAAAGGAGAAGGAGAAACCUUCAGAUGAGGGUAAACAAGAAGAACCAUUGCCAGUACUGGAGACGCCAGAGGAGCAAAAGGCAGAGGAAAUUCCUGAAACAGUCAAGGAGGCUGAAGAUGUGGAACAAGUGGAAGCAACAAAACAAAAGAAGGUUAAGCGCAUAGUCAGGAAAAAGAAGGUAGUGCCAGAAGAGGCAGAAAAACCUGUAGAGGAAGAAAUGAUUGAAGAUAUCUUGCCAUUACCAGAGAAACCUGCUGAAGGAAAGGCAGAUACAGAAGAGAAAACUGACAGUGUGCCAGUAGCUAAAGAUGAGGUUCCUGAAACUGUUGAUGAAACUGAACAUAAAAAAGUGAAACGAAUUGUCAAAAAGAAAAAGAAAACUGUUCCAGAAGAAGAUGAAAAGCCAAUUGGUGUGGAGAAAGAAGAAACUAUUAUGCCAUCCUUGGAAAAAUCUGAGGAAGAACUACCCGAAGAAAAGGCUGAUAUUGAAGAGGAUACUACAACAGUACCUGAGGACUCUAAGGGAAGGAGGGUAAAGAGAAUUGUGUCCAAAACAAAGAAAGGCAUUCCGAAGGAAGAGGAGAAACCAACAGAAGAUAAGGCAGAAGAAGAUGUAGCUCCUAUAAAACCAACAAAAGACAAACCUGCCAAGAAGAAGAAAGUCACUGCACUACAAAUGAUGAAAAUUGAGAGGAAAGAAAUUAAAGCUACUCAGCUGAAGGUGAUUGAUGUCAAAGAAGACAUUCCCCUAUUUGCACAGAUAAAACUGAAGAAAGUGACACCUGUCAAGAAACGAGAAAUAAAGGGUGUGACAAUUCCGAAAGUCUUGCUUAAGAGUAACAUUAAAUUUAUCGAUUAUCCACCAGCUGAACAGAAACCAAUCAUAACAGUUCUUGAGGUGCACUUUGACAAGGGUAUUUUGUCACGGAACUAUCAGGAAGCACUGAAAGUGCAGAAGAGAAAAGUAAAAAAAGUACGAAUAAAGGAUAAGGAAGCAACUGAGUUGGAGGAACCUGAGAAGUUCCCUGCAGAUGACACAGAAAAACCGGAACCUACAGAGAAAGUUGAUCAGCCGACAUGGCAGAGCUUGCCAAAGAAACCUACACCUGAACAACAAGAAACAAAGAAGCUUGAUAUUGGGAAAGGAAAAGUCCCAGAGCAGGAAACUCCUGUCCCAGAGGACAUCAAGUUGAAAAAGAUUCCUGAAAAACCAACACCUGGUGAAGAGGAGCAGAAGAUCAAGCCAUCGAAAAAAGAUGGAGAUGAACAAAAGAUGAAGAAGCCUAAGGAAUCUGAGAAAGAACCAUUGGCUCCUUUUGAGGGGAAGGACAUAGAAAAGCAUGAUACAGACUUAGAGCAAUAUGAGAGGGAGAGCCCAGAGAAAUCAGAUGAAGAGACUCCCAAACCUGAGGAGAAAAAGAGACCUAAGGCAAAGAAACCAAAACCAGAGCCAGAGACCAUUCAGAUUCCACUGGAGAAGGGAAUUCCUAAGAAACCUCAGCCAGACGAUGACAAGGAGAUCAAGCUAAGGAAGAAAAUGGGUGAACCCACUCCAGAUGAACCUGAGGGGAUUACUCUCAAACCAUUCAGAAAAGAGAAACCAGAAGAUAAAUCUGAGCAGCCAGAGAAAGAGGAAGGGAAACCCAGAGGAGUAGACAGAUCCACAGAGGAGGAAGAGGUAGAAAAAGACCAACUGCCAGAGGGGAAAAGGAAGAAGAAAAUAGUGAAGAAGGUUCGGAAACCAGAGGCACCACAAGAAGAAGCAGAGAAGCCUAUAUCCGAUGUUCCUGAGGCUGAGACACAGGAAAUAGUUUCCCCCAAAGAAGACCAGCCUAGUGCAGUGACAGUUCCUGAAACACUGAGUGGGCCUUUAACAGCAGUAGACGAACAACCAAAGGUUUCUGAGGAAGAGAAGCCUGACAAAGUGGUGGCAGAUGAAGUGCCAGAACAAGAAAUAGAAAAGGACCAACUGCCAGAUGGAAAAAGGAAGAAGAAAAUAGUGAAAAAGGUUCGGAAACCAGAGGCACCACAGGAACAAGCAGAGAAGCCUUUACCAGAUGUUCCUGAGGCUGAGACACAGGAAAUAGUUUCCCCCAAAGAAGACCAGCCUAGUGCAGUGACAGUUCCUGAAUCAGUAAGUGAGCCUUUAACAGCAGUAGACGAACAACCAAAGGUUUCUGAAGAAGAGAAACCUGACAAAGUGGCUGCGGAUGACGUGCCAGAACAAAAGGUUGUCAGAAAGAAAGUGAAGAUACAGAAGGUGAAGCCAGAGAAAGAAGUGAAACCAGAAGAAGAGGUUCAAGAAGAAAAGAAAGAAGAGGUGGAAAAGCUGGAGGUUGUGGUGAAAGAGGUACCUGAGGAUGAGAAGGAACAUGUUACUACUGAAGAAAUGGAAAUUAAAGAGAAAAAGGUGAAACACAUAAUCAGAAAGAAGAAGACAGCUCCAAGUGAAGAAGAGAAACCUUCAGAUGAGAGUAAAGGAGAAGAAUCAUUGCCAGUACUGGAGAAGCCAGAGGAGCAAAAGGGAGAGGAAAUUCCUGAAACAGUCAAGGAGGCUAAAGAUGUGGAACAAGUGGAAGCAACAAAAGAAAAGAAGGUUAAGCGCAUAAUCAGGAAAAAGAAGGUGGUGCCAGAAGAGGCAGAAAAACCUGUAGAGGAAGAAAUGACUGAAGAUAUCUUGCCAUUACCAGAGAAACCUGCUGAAGGAAAGGCAGAUACAGAAGAGAAAACUGACAGUGUGCCAGUAGCUAAAGAUGAGGUUCCUGAAACUGUUGAUGAAACUGAACAUAAAAAAGUGAAACGAAUUGUCAAAAAGAAAAAGAAAACUGUUCCAGAAGAAGAUGAAAAGCCAAUUGCUGUGGAGAAAGAGGAAACUAUUAUGCCAUCCUUGGAAAAAUCUGAGGAAGAACUGCCUGAAGAAAAGGCUGAUGUUGAAGAGGAUACUACAACAGUACCUGAGGACUCUAAGGGAAGGAGGGUAAAGCGAAUUGUGUCCAAAACAAAGAAAGGCAUUCCGAAGGAAGAGGAGAAACCAACAGAAGACAAGGCAGAAGAGGAUGUAGCUCCUAGAAAACCAACAGAAGACAAACCUGUCAAGCAGAAGAAAGUCACUGCACUACAAAUGAUGAAAAUUGAGAGGAAAGAAAUUAAAGCUACUCAGCUGAAGGUGAUUGAUGUCAAAGAAGACAUUCCCCUAUUUGCACAGAUAAAAUUAAAGAAAGUGACACCUGUCAAGAAACGAGAAAUAAAGGGUGUGACAAUUCCAAAAGUCUUGCUUAAGAGUAACAUUAAGUUCAUUGAUUAUCCACCAGCUGAACAGAAGCCAGUCAUAACAGUUCUUGAGGUGUUCUUUGACAAGGGUAUUCUGUCACGGAACUACCAGGAAGCUCUGAAAGUGCAAAAGAGGAAAGUAAAAAAGGUACGAAUCAAGGAUAAGGAAGCAACUGAGUUGGAGGAACCUGAGAAGUUCCCUGCAGAUGACACAGAAAAACCAGAACCUACAGAGAAAGUUGAUCAGCCGACAUGGCAGAGCUUGCCAAAGAAACCUACACCUGAGCAACAAGAAACACAGAAGCUUGAAAUUGGGAAAGGAAAAGUCCCAGAGCAGGAAACUCCUGUCCCAGAGGACAUCAAGUUGAAAAAGAUUCCUGAAAAACCAACACCUGGUGAAGAGGAACAGAAGAUCAAGCCAUCGAAAAAGGAUGGGGAUGAACAAAAGAUGAAGAAGCCUAAGAAAACUGAAAAAGAACCAUUGGCUCCUUUUGAGGGGAAGGACAUAGAAAAGCAUGAUAGAGACUUAGAGCAAUAUGAGAGGGAGAGCCCAGAGAAAUCAGAUGAAGAGUCUCCCAAACCUGAGGAGAAAAAGAGACCUAAGGCAAAGAAACCAAAACCAGAGCCAGAGACCAUUCAGAUUCCAUUGGAGAAGGGAAUUCCUAAGAAACCACAGCCAGACGAUGACAAGGAGAUCAAGCUAAGGAAGAAAAUGGGUGAACCCACCCCAGAAGAACCCGAUGGGAUUACUCUCAAACCAUUCAGGAAAGAGAAACCAGAAGAUAAAUCAGAGCAUCCAGAGAAAGAGGAAGGGAAACCCAAAGGUGUAGACAGGCCCACAGGGGAGGAAGAGGUAGAGAAGGACCAACUGCCAGAGGGAAAAAGAAAGAAGAAAAUAGUGAAGAAGGUUCGGAAACCAGAGGCACCACAAGAAGAAGCAGAGAAGCCUGAAUCAGAUGUUCCUGAGGAUGAGACACAGGAAAUAGUUUCCCCCAAAGAAGACCAGCCUAGUGCAGUGACAGUUCCUGAAUCAGUAAGUGAGCCUUUAACAGCAGUAGACGAACAACCAAAGGUUUCUGAAGAAGAGAAACCUGACAAAGUGGCUGCAGAUGAUGUGCCAGAACAAAAGGUUGUCAGAAAGAAAGUGAAGGUACAAAAGGUGAAGCCAGAGAAAGAAGUGAAACCAGAAGAAGAGGUUCAAGAAGUAAAGAAAGAAGAGGUGGAAGAGCUGGAGGUUGUGGUGAAAGAAGUACCUGAGGAUGAGAAGCAACACGUUACUACUGAAGAAAUAGAAGUUAAAGAGAAAAAGGUGAAACACAUAAUCAGAAAGAAGAAGGCAGCACCAAGUGAAGAAGAGAAACCUUCAGAUGAGUGUAAAGGAGAAGAAUCAUUAUCAGUACUGGAGACGCCAGAGGAGCAAAAGGCAGAGGAAAUUCCUGAAACAGUCAAGGAGGCUGAAGACGUGGAACAAGUGGAAGCAACAAAAGAAAAGAAGGUUAAGCGCAUAGUCAGGAAAAAGAAGGUAGUGCCAGAAGAGGCAGAAAAACCUGUAGAGGAAGAAAUGAUUGAAGAUACCUUGCCAAUACCAGAGAAACCUGCUGAAGGAAUGGCAGGUACAGAAGAGAAAACUGACAGUGUGCCAGUAGCUAAAGAUGAGGUUCCUGAAACUGUUGAUGAAACUGAACAUAAAAAAGUGAAACGAAUUGUCAAAAAGAAAAAGAAAACUGUUCCAGAAGAAGAUGAAAAGCCAUUUGGUGUGGAGAAAGAAGAAACUAUUAUGCCAUCCUUGGAAAAAUCUGAGGAAGAACUGCCUGAAGAAAAGGCUGAUGUUAAAGAGGAUACUACAACAGUACCUGAGGACUCUAAGGGAAGGAGGGUAAAGCGAAUUGUGUCCAAAACAAAGAAAGGCAUUCCGAAGGAAGAGGAGAUACCAACAGAAGACAAGGCAGAAGAGGAUGUAGCUCCUAGAAAACCAACAGAAGACAAACCUGUCAAGCAGAAGAAAGUCACUGCACUACAAAUGAUGAAAAUUGAGAGGAAAGAAAUUAAAGCUACUCAGCUGAAGGUGAUUGAUGUCAAAGAAGACGUUCCCCUAUUUGCACAGAUAAAAUUAAAGAAAGUGACACCUGUCAAGAAACGAGAAAUAAAGGGUGUGACAAUUCCAAAAGUCUUGCUUAAGAGUAACAUUAAGUUCAUUGAUUAUCCACCAGCUGAACAGAAGCCAGUCAUAACAGUUCUUGAGGUGUUCUUUGACAAGGGUAUUCUGUCACGGAACUACCAGGAAGCUCUGAAAGUGCAAAAGAGGAAAGUAAAAAAGGUACGAAUCAAGGAUAAGGAAGCAACUGAGUUGGAGGAACCUGAGAAGUUCCCUGCAGAUGACACAGAAAAACCAGAACCUACAGAGAAAGUUGAUCAGCCGACAUGGCAGAGCUUGCCAAAGAAACCUGCACCUGAGCAACAGGAAACACAGAAGUUUGAUAUUGGGAAAGGAAAAGUCCCAGAGCAGGAAACUCCUGUCCCAGAGGACAUCAAGUUGAAAAAGAUUCCUGAAAAACCAACACCUGGUGAAGAGGAGCAGAAGAUCAAGCCAUCGAAAAAAGAUGGAGAUGAACAAAAGAUGAAGAAGCCUAAGGAAUCUGAGAAAGAACCAUUGGCUCCUUUUGAGGGGAAGGACAUAGAAAAGCAUGAUACAGACUUAGAGCAAUAUGAGAGGGAGAGCCCAGAGAAAUCAGAUGAAGAGACUCCCAAACCUGAGGAGAAAAAGAGACCUAAGGCAAAGAAACCAAAACCAGAGCCAGAGACCAUUCAGAUUCCAUUGGAGAAGGGAAUUCCUAAGAAACCUCAGCCAGACGAUGACAAGGAGAUCAAGCUAAGGAAGAAAAUGGGUGAACCCACUCCAGAUGAACCUGAGGGGAUUACUCUCAAACCAUUCAGAAAAGAGAAACCAGAAGAUAAAUCUGAGCAGCCAGAGAAAGAGGAAGGGAAACCCAGAGGAGUAGACAGAUCCACAGAGGAGGAAGAGGUAGAAAAAGACCAACUGCCAGAGGGGAAAAGGAAGAAGAAAAUAGUGAAGAAGGUUCGGAAACCAGAGGCACCACAAGAAGAAGCAGAGAAGCCUGAAUCAGAUGUUCCUGAGGCUGAGACACAGGAAAUAGUUUCCCCCAAAGAAGACCAGCCUAGUGCAGUGACAGUUCCUGAAUCAGUAAGUGAGCCUUUAACAGCAGUAGACGAACAACCAAAGGUUUCUGAAGAAGAGAAACCUGACAAAGUGGCUGCGGAUGACGUGCCAGAACAAAAGGUUGUCAGAAAGAAAGUGAAAGUACAAAAGGUGAAGCCAGAGAAAGAAGUGAAACCAGAAGAAGAGGUUCAAGAAGUAAAGAAAGAAGAGGUGGAAAAGCUGGAGGUUGUGGUGAAAGAGGUGCCUGAGGAUGAGAAGGAACAUGUUACUACUGAAGAAAUGGAAGUUAAAGAGAAAAAGGUGAAACAACUAAUCAGAAAGAAGAAGACAGCUCCAAGUGAAGAAGAGAAACCUUCAGAUGAGAGUAAAGGAGAAGAAUCAUUGCCAGUACUGGAGAAGCCAGAGGAGCAAAAGGCAGAGGAAAUUCCUGAAACAGUCAAGGAGGCUGAAGAUGUGGAACAAGCGGAAGCACCAACAGAAAAGAAAUUGAAACGAAUUGUCAAGAAGAAGAAAUUGGUUCCAGAGGAGGUUGAAAAGUCGUUGCAGGAAGAAACAGUUAAAGUUAAUUUUCCUGCACCUGAGGAAUCAAGAUUAGCAGAAGAUGAGAAAGGCCAACCAGAAGACUCACAUCUACAUUUUGCAAAUGUCGAAUCAUCUGUCGUGGGGAAAGUGACUGACAUUGUUACUCCAUCAUACGAGACAGGUAAAUCACAAGUAACUAUGACACUUAAAGAUUCUGUUUCUGUGAGUGAUACCAUGUCCUUAGAGUUAACUGAACAACGAGUAGCAGAUAAAAAACCAUUACCGCAGGAGGCUUUAGUAAGUAUAGGAGAAAAAGAUACUGUAUCUAUACAGGAACCUUAUGUUGAGGUAGUUCCUGCACAUUUGCCUGAGUCACCUCAGGUUUUAAGGGAAGAAGCGACACUUAAGGUAAUGAGCCAAAAAUCUGUGGCUAUAUUGGAAAUUCCUACACAUGAAACAGAGGAACCCCUCGUAUCCAGUAUACCUGAAGUAUUGCAUGCCACACCAUUAUUUCUACAACAAGGACCUUUAACUGUAACUGAAACUGGCACAUUUGAAACACAUACAGACUUUGAACAUGAGAAACAAUUAACUGAAACAGCCCAGACAACCAUCUUACCACAGGAAACACUUUCUGUAACACUUCCUGAACUGCAACACAAGGAAGAUAUUUUCAUGUCACCUGCAGUACCUGACACUGAACAUGCUAUCAGAAACAUUCCAUUGUCUGACUCUGUAACUGUAAAUGAAAUAACAUCUUUAGAAAUACCAUCAGAAUUGAAGUAUACAGCGACACAGGACAAAGAAGCAGUUACAUCACUGCUACCCACUACAGAAUCUGUGUUUGUGACAGAGAUACAACCAACUCAGACAGUGGCUGUUGAUACAAGGGUACAGAAAGUGCCAAAACCUGAAUCAGCUCAAAGAAAACUUUCAACACAGGAUACAUUACAAAUACAAGAAGUUACCACGGAACAGGUUGUUACCACAGAGCCACCUCAAGAAACACAGUAUUUGACACAGGUGCCGAAAGUCGUCCAGAAACGACAGGAGGCACUUAUAAUUACAGAAGUAAUCAAAAACACAAAGGAGGAAGAACUUGCUAACUUCACAGUACCACAAGAACAACCUACAGUAACAGUUUCUGAAAGUGAAAGUGUGCAAAUUACUGAUAUGCAAACUGCACUAUUUACAGGUGACAUUACUGUACCAGCUCUGCCUAGGAUGGAACAGGUAAGCCCAAUAAUACCAGUGGAAAGACAGCUUCUUUUAGUGGAACAAUCACAACCUGGAAUCUUAGAAGAGGCACUUCCUGAGGAGAAAAUCACAACAGUGCAAGCUAAACUUGUGGAAAUUAGUGAUCAUAAGAAGGCAGAUGUUUCAAUAUCUGAAGUUAAAGAAGCUCCUACAUUACCAAGGAGGGAAAUUGAAAUUCAUGCACCAGAAAACGUUGAGGCUAUUCCUGAAGAAGAGAAACCAACACCUGAACAUGCAGAAGAAAUUUCACAAGAGUAUGCAGUCACUGAGAAGCCAUUGGUGUCUUUUGCUGAUGAAGAUGUCAAGAAGCAACCAACAACAAGAAAAGUCAUGAAGAAGAAAAGAGCUCCUGAGAAGCCAAAGUACGCUGAUGAAAGUGUGACUGAAGAAAUGACAACUGAAGUGCUGACUCAGGAAAAGCCUGACACUCUAAAACCUGAGGAAGUAAAGGAUGUGCAUGAAGGAAUUGAGGUCACUGAAGUAGUAGAUACAGUAAGUACAGGUGACCUGAGUCCAUUGGAUGUUGAACAAGAGAAAGCAGAAGCUGUUGAGGGAACUGAAGACUCUGUAAGUAUUGUUGAGACACCAGUUAAGAAAUUAAUUACCAAGAAGAAGAAGGUCAAGCCAGUUUCAAAGGUUCCAGAAGAAAAAGUACCAGAAGAAGAAGAAAAAGAGGUGGAAAUCCCACAGGAAGAGAAGCCUGUGCCUAAAAAACCAAAGGAAAAGAAACAUCUUCCUGAAAAAGUAGAAGUGUUGAAACUUGAAAGGAAAGAAGUUAAACCUACCAAACUGAAGAUAACUGAUGUGAUGCCAAAAGAGGAAGUUCCUCUUUUCACGCAGGUGAAGCUGAGGAAAGCAAGUGUUCAAAAGAGGGAGAUUAAGGCUGUAGAGGUUCCAAAAGUAUUAUUGAAGAGCAACAUAAAGAUAAUAGACUACCCUCCAAAGGAAAAUACCCCUCUUAUAACAAUAAUAAAUGCAAGGUGUGAUAAGGGGAUACUAUCAAGAAAUACACAAGAAGCUCUGAAAGUCCUCAAGAGAAAAGUGAAGAAAGUAAAGUUGCCCGGCAGAGAAAAACCAGACACAGAGGAAUUAGAGUCUUUUGAUGUUGAUCAGAAAGACAGUACUGAUAUUCCUGUGGAAGAUGAGAAGAGUACAUGGGAAAGACUCCCCAAGGCUGCAGAUACUGAGAAACCAGAAGAACCAAAGCUGGUUGUGGGAAAAGGGAAAAUCCCAGAAACAAAAGAACCAGAACAAGAGGAAAUAAAGCUUAAGAAAGUUCCUGAGAAGCCACUAGUGGAAGAGAUAACUGAAAUGAAGAAGCCUAAGAAGGAUGAGCCUGAUGAAAAGGAUACAAAGAGCACACCAAAAGAGAAGGAAAUUACUUUAGCUCCCUUUAAACCCAGUGACACAGAAGGAACUGACAUAGAUCUGGAAAAGUAUGUAAAAGAAGAGCCAGAAAAGAAAGAGAGAAGGACUCCUGAAAAGCAAAAAGUUAAAAAGCCUAAAAAAGACUCUGCAAAACCUGAACCAGAGACAAUAAAAAUACCAUUAGAAAAACAGCCUCCUAAGAAACCUUACCCUGAAGAGGAGAAGGAUAUCAAACUGAAAAAGAAGGUGGGAGAGCCUGAACCAGAGGAGCCAGAUAGUAUUACCUUGAAACCUUUUGUAAAAGAGAAACCAGAAGAAGAUUCCGAAAUUGCUAAGAAGCACAGCCUUAAACUUGAUGACAAAGAGAAACCUUACGAAGAAGAAGAGGUAUUACCUACUGAACAUAUAAAACCUGAAUCACCAGAGAGGACAAUAAAGAAAACAAAGGUAAAGAAAACAAAACCACCUAAGAGUGUGGAAGAUGAAUCCAAAGAAGCACCUCAGGAGGAUGAACCAAUACUGGAUGACAAACCAAAAGAAACCAAAGAAGUACCAGAAGAAGAAUUCGUAAUGAAGAUAAAACCCAAAGAGCCAGAAAGGGAGGAUAUUGAAAAGGUAAUAGUCGAGAAAGAGAGACCAGAGAAACCUGAGGUUGAAGAAAUUAAAGAAGUGACAAUAAAGAAGAAGAAACCAAAGAAACCUUCUGUAGAAGAAGAGAGAGAGGAAGUCACACUAAAGAAGGUGAUACCAGUGGAGCCAAAAGAGGAGGAGGAAGUCACAGAGGAGGUAGUUGUAAAGAAAAAGAAGCCUAAAGAGGUGAAAGUAGAAGAGGUUCCUGAGAAAGUGACAAUUGAAAAGAGGGAACCAGAGAAACCCAAGGAUGAGGUAAGUGAAGAAGUCACAGUAAAGAAGAAGAAACCAAGGAAACCUUCUGUAGAAGAAGUGACUGAGGAAGUCACUCUAAAGAAGGUGGUACCAGUGGAGCCCAAAGAGGAGGAGGAAGUCACAGAGGAAGUGGUUGUAAAGAAAAAGAAACCUAAGGAGGUGAAAGUAGAAGAAGUUACUGAGGAAGUGACAAUUGAAAAGAGGAAACCAGAGAAACCCAAGGAAGAGGUAAGUGAAGAAAUAACAAUAAAGAAGAAGAAACCAAGGAAACCUUCUGUAGAAGAAGUGACUGAGGAAGUCACUCUCAAGAAGGUGGUACCAGUGGAGGCAAAGGAGGAAGAGGAAGUCACAGAACAGGUAGUGAUAAAGAAAAAGAAGCCCAAGGAGGUGAAAGUAGAAGAGGUGACUGAGGAAGUGAAAAUUAAAAAGAAGGAACCAGAGAAACCCAAGGAUGAUGUGCAUGAAGAAAUAACAAUAAAGAAGAAGAAACCAAGGAAACCUUCUGUAGAAGAAGUGACUGAGGAAGUCACUCUCAAGAAGGUGGUACCAGUGGAGGCAAAGGAGGAAGAGGAAGUCACAGAACAGGUAGUGAUAAAGAAAAAGAAGCCCAAGGAGGUGAAAGUAGAAGAGGUGACUGAGGAAGUGAAAAUUAAAAAGAAGGAACCAGAGAAACCCAAGGAUGAUGUACAUGAAGAAAUAACAAUAAAGAAGAAGAAACCAAGGAAACCUUCCGUAGAAGAAGUGAGUGAGGAAGUCACUCUAAAGAAGGUGGCACCAGUGGAGCCAAAGCAGGAAGAGGAAGUCACAGAAGAGGUAGUGAUAAAGAAAAAGAAGCCUAAGGAGGUGAAAGUGGAAGAAGUUACUGAGGAAGUGAAAAUUGAAAAGAAGGAACCAGAGAAACCCAAGGAUGAGGUAAGUGAAGAAAUAACAAUAAAGAAGAAGAAACCAAGGAAACCUUCUGUAGAAGAAGUGACUGAGGAAGUCACUCUCAAGAAGGUGGUACCAGUGGAGCCACAGGAGGAAGAGGAAGUCACGGAAGAGGUAGUGAUAAAGAAAAAGAAGCCUAAAGAGGUGAAAGUGGAAGAGGUUUCUGAGGAAGUGACAAUUAAAAGGAAGGAACCAGAAAAACCCAAGGAUGAUGUAAGUGAAGAAGUAACAAUAAAGAAGAAGAAACCAAGGAAACCUUCUGUAGAAGAAGUAAGUGAGGAAGUCACUCUCAAGAAGAUGGUACCAGUGGAGCCAAAAGCAGAAGAGGAAGUCACAGAAGAGGUAGUGAUAAAGAAAAAGAAGCCUAAGGAGGUGAAAGUAGAAGAGGUGACUGGGGAAACGAAAAUUGAAAAGAAAGAACCAGAGAAACCCAAGGAUGAUGUAAGUGAAGAAAUAACAAUAAAGAAGAAGAAACCAAGGAAACCUUCUGUAGAAGAAGUGAGUGAGGAAGUCACUCUAAAGAAGGUGGUACCAGUGGAGCCAAAAGAAGAAGAAGAAGUCACAGAAGAGGUAGUUAUAAAGAAAAAGAAGCCUAAGGAGGUGAAAGUGGAAGAGGUUUCUGAGGAAGUGACAAUUAAAAGGAAGGAACCAGAAAAACCCAAGGAUGAUGUAAGUGAAGAAGUAACAAUAAAGAAGAAGAAACCAAGGAAACCUUCUGUAGAGGAAGUAAGUGACGAAGUCACUCUAAAGAAGAUGGUACCAGUGGAGCCAAAAGAAGAAGGGGAAGUCACAGAAGAGGUAGUUAUAAAGAAAAAGAAGCCUAAAGAGGUGAAAGUGGAAGAGGUUUCUGAGGAAGUGACAAUUAAAAGGAAGGAACCAGAGAAACCCAAGGAUGAUGUAAGUGAAGAAGUAACAAUAAAGAAGAAGAAACCAAGGAAACCUAUUGUAGAAGAAGUGAGUGAGAAACUCACCAUAAAGAAGGUAGUGGAAAAGAAAGCUGCAGAACCACAUGAUGAGGAAGUAGCGGAAGAAAUAACAAUUAAGAAGUUGGCACCAAAGACACCUGAGGACAGCGUGGCAGAAUUCACUGUUAAGAAGAAGGCUCCACAGAGGAAGUUGUCAAUAGAGGAGUUAGGUGAGGAAGAAAUCACUAUAAAACCAAUGCGGCCAAGACAACCGUCAUUGCCUGAAGUAGCUGAAGUUACUGAUGUUGAAACAGUUACAAUUCAGCCUAGAAUCACUAAAACAAAAGAAGAAAUAGAACAAGAAUUCAAGAUUCAGCUACAUACUUAUGAAGAAGAGGAUAUCUCAAUGACUAGUAAAGUCAGGUUAAAGAAACAACGGCGUCCUACCUAUGCAGAAGAAGCUGGUGAGCAAACUAUUCGAAUUGUCAAAGAGAUAGAAGAUCAGAAGUCACCUGAAAUUAUAGAAGUUUUAGAGUCUCCUGAAGGUGAAGGUGUCAGUUUUGAUUUGAAGCGCAAGCCAAGUUAUACAGUUCAGGAAGCAGAAGAAGAGGAGACAGUGAUACUAACAAAACCACAUAGGGAGAGAGAAGACAUUGAAGAAAGUUUUCAGGUUUCCUUACGCAAGAAAGAUGAUUCUCGCAAAAUGUCAUACUCCAUUGAAAAUGUUGAAGAAGAGUUCAGCAUUGGUUUUCAAAAGAGGCAACCUACUCCAGCAGGAACAUCCUUUGAAGAAGAGUCCUUGGAGCUGAGGCUGAAGCCUAAGAAGAGGCCUACAAGGAUUUCACAGGAAGAGGAUUUCACUCUGAGUAUAGUAAAGGAAACAGAAGUCUUCCAAGAAGGAGUAGAAGAGAUAUUAGUUACAGAGCUUCAAGAAGGGGAUGUGUUAUACUCAGUCAGUGCCUACGAAGCAGAAAAUGAAGAUGCAAUGAAUCUUGUUGAGGGUGAGAAGGUUUACAUCAUAGAUACAAAUAACCCAGACUGGUGGUUUGUUAAGAAACAUCUCACAGAAGAGAAAGGAUGGGUUCCAGCUCAACUUCUAAUGGAUGAAAUUAGGUACACAACAUUUGUUCAGAAAGUAAUCCAGCAAAAAAUUGACCAGCUUCCUGUUUUUGAAAAACCUGUACAUACAGACAAAGCUACCGCACCAAGAUUUGUUGAGAAGCUUCAACCUAAGCAUGUUCCUGAUGGAACAACAGUUGAAUUUCGGUGUCAGAUUUCUGGUAGCCCUCGUCCACAGGUUACAUGGUUUAAGCAGACAGCCAUUCUGUUGCCUUCUCAUGACUUCCAGAUGUUCUACAGUGAAGAUAAUGUGGCAACACUUGUCAUAAAAGAAAUUUUCCCAGAAGAUGCUGGCACCUAUACAUGUGUUGCAAAGAAUGCAGCAGGAUUUGCAUCUUCUUCAACAGAGCUUGUUGUAGAGGGACCAUUGUCAGACCAUGGGUCAGAUGUUGCUGUACUAUCCAGGAAAAGCCUCUCAAGGGAAUCGUCACUAGCAGACAUCCUGGAAGGAAUUCCUCCAAUGUUUACGCACAAAGCAGUGCCGCUGUCUGCACCAGAGGGUUCUGAUGUGAAGCUGGACUGUCAAUUAGUGGCAGUGCCUGAACCAGUUAUUACAUGGUACUUCAACAAAAAGGAAGUUGAUAAAACUGAAAAUGUUUCUGUUUCUGUCGAUUCUGAUGGUCACAUGUACUUUAGCAAAGUUUCCAUUAAAAAAGUAAAGAAAUCGCAGGAAGGUGUAUAUGAAGUCAUUGCCAGAAACACUGAAGGAGAAACAUCUAUGCCCAUAAUCCUAAAGGUAAAAACAUCAAAGAAGGAACCACCAAUGGUCCUGGAACCACUGAAACCAACGGUUGUUCAUACUGGUGAUCCAGUAGUAUUACGUGCAGUCAUAACAGGCAACCCAGCACCAAAAGUCACGUGGCUUAAAGAUGGUCUUCCAGCCGAUGACCUGCCUGUUUCUCAUGAUGGAGACACUCACAGCAUUUUCUUGAAAGAUGUUGGUGAGGGAGACGCAGGGGUCUACACAGUAAGAGCAGAGAACCCCGUUGGUAGUGUAGAAAGUACAGCAUCUCUCGUAGUUGAAGCACCUGAUGAGAACAUGCAGCCACCACUUUUUACGGAAAGAUUUGAGGAAGUAAAAGUCCCUGAGAAAGGUACAUUACGUCUGGUAGCCAAGGUGACAGGGAAUCCUGUUCCAGAGAUUACGUGGCUCAGGAACAAUAGACCACUGAAACCAUCACCAAACCUAACUUUAUCAUUUGAUGGGACCACAUCUUCUUUGGAAAUUCAGAAUGUGGAUUCAGAAGUUGAUGCUGGAAACUACAAAUGUGUAGCCAAAAAUCGUGCAGGAAUCACAUCACAUGGAGCAAGAGUUUCAGUCGAUGUUCCGGAAGUCACAUUUGUUAGGAAACUGCAGGAAAUUACUGAAGUUGAGGAACGAGAAUCUCUGGUACUGGAAUGUGAAACUUCACACACAGUGUCGACACACUGGUUCCACGAGAAUCAUGAGCUCAGUGGAAUGGACCACCGAGUGGUGGUGCAAGAGGGCCGUAUUCAUCGUUUGCUUAUAAAGAACUGCACAUCGCGAGAUGCCGGCCUGUACCAGUGUCGGGUGAGGGAUCAAGUGACGGAGGGCCAUGUUACAGUCCACGAUAAAAAACCUGAGUUUUUGCGGAAGUUACAAGAUUUCGAAGUGAAAGAAAGGGAAAGUGCUAUAUUGGAAGUUGAAAUCACAUCAGAAACAGCAGAUGUAACAUGGCACAAAGAUGGUGAACAACUGACAGACACAAGUGAUAAAUUUGUAUUUGAGAAGCAAGGAACAGUACGGAAGUUACUGAUUCGAGGUGUGUCUGUCCACGAUGAAGGCGAGUACACAUGUGCCCUUGGAGAACAAGAGUGUACUGCAGAAGUCUCUGUUGUUGAACUUCCGCCAGAGAUAACUACUAAGAUGCAGGAUGUGACUGUUGCGAAGGGUGAGAAAGCAACAUUUGAAAUAGAGCUAACAAAGGGAGAUGCCCUUGUCCGAUGGUUUAAAGACGGCAAGGAGCUGCAAUUUUCUGAACAUGUGCAACUGUCCAUUGAUGGAAAGAGGCAGCGCCUGAAAGUGUACAAUUCCGAACUUAAGGAUGCAGGUGUUUACUCUUGCGAAGUUGGUGAACAGACAUCUUCAGCACGACUAACUGUUGAAGAGCCAGCUGUGCAGUUCCUUAAGAAAUUGCCAGAUGUGACAUUAAUUCCUCUAAACUUGGAUGCUACAUUCACUGUAGAACUGUCACGAUCUGAUGUUAAUGUGAAAUGGUUGAUGAAAGGCAAAGAAAUAAAAUCAUCUGAGCGGUACCAAAUAACCUCAGAGGGAUCUGUGAAGAAAUUAGUUGUAAAGAAUGUUACCAUUGAGGAUCAAGCAGACUAUAGCUGUGUUGCUUUGAAUGUAAAAUCAACAUCAAAACUUAAAGUUGAAAUAAUUGAAACAGCACCAAGGAUUAACAUCGAAUCUCUUACAAAAGAAUAUCGAGUUAAAAAAGGAGAUGAUGUAACUAUUGAGGUGAAAUUCACUGCAGCUCCUCCACCACAGGAUGAAUGGUUCAUCAAUGGCAAACUUGUCAAGAAAUCGCCAAGGAUUAUACAAACACUGACUGAGAAUUCUGCAACUCUGACCAUUAAGAAAGCUGAAGAAACAGAUGCUGCAAGCUAUACUGUUAAGUUAUCCAACAGGCAAGGGGAAGCCUCAGCAGAGAUGACCCUCACUCUAAUGGAGCCACCAUCAGAGCCAGGCAUCCCAGAAGUUGUUGAAGUCACUGACCAGACAAUUACACUUCACUGGAAGCCUCCAGAAUUUGAUGGACAUUCUCCUAUUACAAACUAUGUUCUGGAAUACCAUGACAAGACUGAUUUCACAUGGAUUCAAGUAAAGGAAAUGGUUAGAGAGACAACUCACAAAGUUACACAACUUCAGACAAAUGGGGAAUACAUGUUCCGUGUGUCAGCCGAGAAUGAUAUUGGCCGUGGUGCUCCAUCACACAACACCCAUUACAUACAAGUUACUAAACCAUUAUCUGAUGAACCACCAGCAAUCCAGCAGCCACUGGAAGGGGUAGUGUGUGGCUUAAAACAGUCGAUAACUCUUUCUUGUGUUAUUGGAGGAAUACCUGAGCCAACAGUAAAGUGGUUGAAAGAUGGGAAGGUAUUCAAAAGCAAAAAUUUGACAUAUGAGAACAGGAUUGCCAAAUGUAUCAUAAGUGAGACUACAGAGACAUCAUCUGGCAUUUACACAUGUCAGGCAACAAAUACAGCUGGCUUUGCAGAAACAUCAUGUGAACUUAAAAUUCAAGAACCUCCAAAACUUGAAUUUGAUGAGAGUUUGAUAACUCAGAAGUUAAGGAUAACUAAUCAGUGGAAGAUAGAAGUUAAGUAUUCAGGCUUCCCUAAACCAGAAGUGGUAUGGACAAAGAACGGAAAAAGCCUGGCUUCUACUAAGCACUGUUCCAUCUAUCAUGAUGAAAAUUCAUCAACAAUUGCGAUAUAUUCCUUAGCAAAAGUGGACACUGGAACAUACACAUUUACAGCUCGCAGUGAUGCAGGUUCGGCGAGUGUGGAUUUCAGUCUAAAAGUCAUUGAUGACACUGAUCGAAGAGCAAAAACAGAAAGUUCCAGCGAGGAAACAACUGACAAGCCAAGCAAACCAGAAGGGCCAAUUAUUGUAAAAGAUAUCCGAAAGGAUUCUGUCGUUCUCGAAUGGAAACCACCUGCAGAUGAUGGUGGCCUUGAGCUUUCUAAAUACUCUGUUGAAAAAUGUGAUGUUGAGAAGAUGGUGUGGAUGAAGGUUGCUGAUGUAGAGAAAGAUGUCUCGUCAUAUUGUGUACAACGUUUGAGAGAAGAUUCAGAGUACAUGUUCAGAAUUAUUGCUGAGAAUCCAGUAGGAACAUCAGAGCCACUUGAGAGUGACCCGGUCACCAUUAGAAGCAAAUUUGAUAAACCGUCUGCCCCAAGAGGACCACUACAUGUCUCAGGUAUGACUGAGACAUCUUUCACUGUCGCUUGGCAAUCACCAGAAUCAGAUGGAGGUGCUCCAGUGCUGGAAUAUGUUGUAGAACGCAGAGAAGUGGGGAAGAAGGCCUGGCAGAAGGUUGGAAGCACAACAAAAGAUGUGACUCACAUUGAGGUUUCUGGACUUAAAACGAAUUCAUCACAUAAUAUCAGGAUAACAGCUAGAAAUGAAGUUGGUCUCAGUGUACCAUUUGCUCCCGAAGAUGCAAUUACUGUCGGAAUGAGAAUAAGUGCCCCAUCUGCACCAGUUGAUCUACAUAUUACUGAUUUCACAAGCAAGAGUGUCACUCUGCAGUGGGGGCCCCCUGCCAGUACAGGUGGAACUGAACUAACAGGAUACAUAAUUGAAAAGAGACUACUGUCAUCAAAGAAGUGGAGCAAAGUCGUUACACUGGAACCAUCAGUACUACAAUACUGUAUAGAAAACCUUAAAGAUAAGGCUGAGUACUUCUUCCGUGUGUAUGCAGAAAAUGCCAUAGGACUUAGCCCACCAGCUGGUACAGAGCUGGUCUCCCUUAAAAAGCAUGCAACUGUUCCAUCACCACCUACAGCUCCCCUUGAGAUACGACCCAUAGGCCCAAAUGCUGUUGUGAUUGCAUGGGGAAUCCCUGAAACUGAUGGUGGUGCACCUCUUCAGGGUUAUACUAUCGCCAUACGUGAUGUGCGAAAGACUAUGUGGAUGGAAGUUGGUCGUGUCAAAGCUGAUGUACAUAAACUCACAAUCAAAGACUUACAGGAAAACCAUGAAUACCUCAUUCGAAUUUUUGCAAAGAAUGAAGUUGGUCCUAGUGAGCCUUUGGAAUCAGAGGAGCCAUUUAAAAUGCUGAGGCCAACAGAAAUUGACCAGCAAGAACUUGAUAAGCUGGAAACGACAGCACCGACACUUAGUUUCAGCACUGAAACCACCACAUCCUGGAUGAAAGAAGCAGGCAUGGAUGCUGACAUCCGAUCAUACGCAAGAGGUUCAUUAUUAAGAAGGGAUGAAUAUUUCUUCCGUAUUUGGUACUAUGCCCGACAGUUGUUUAAGUGAUGUGGUGUAAGGAAUCUAUUGUGAAGACAAAGACAAAUAGUGUGUAAAGUGUAUAUGAAGUCGUAAGUAGAGUUGUUGAGCGUAUCUGUGCUUACGGCACUGAUAAAACAAUAGAACUAUUUAUUUUUUUACCUUUUGUAAAGCAAUUUUGUACUGAAUUUUAUAUGAAGGCUUGGAAGCAGCACUGUGGGCAAGCACUCUACUAUCUUGCUUCCUGAUUUCCAUCAAUGAAAUAAAAAAAAGUACCCUGUGCAAAGCAAAGCAGGGGGCACUGAUAGAGAGUAGAACUUGCACCUGUUGCUUCUGGCUGACUGAUUCAAGGACCAAGACUGUUGCUUUGUAUUUCUUGCAUAUUCAGUAAAUAUGUAAAUAAGGAGGCAGAGGAACUGUACAUUACUACAAAUGUUAAUAAUAAUAAUUUAUUGAAAUGAGGAUGUAAAUGUUUAUGGACAUAAAAUGUAAUUCUUAUAGGAUUUUCAUAUGUAUGUACUUUUUAUGGACACUGUACUACACAAAAGAACAAGUCAGAGAAGUGGGUCUGCUGAAGCAGGACAUUUCUGCUGUGACUUAAUAAGUGUGUAAGUAAUACAGUGUAUUAUGCUGUGAUAUACUCUUGUGUAUCAUUCAGUUUUGAAUUAUGUGAUUUCAAAUGUGUAAUUGUGUUCAAUUGGCUGCAAGUAUUUUUUACCUCUUUUAAUAUCACUGUCUGUUUCAACUGCAGUUGUAAUAACUGCUUACAAAGUAGUCUGUAAUCAUUUGGUUCAAGUAAGCGUCACUUCACCGGUAACUUAAAGGAGACAAAAUAUAGGUGCAACGACAUGAAUUUGUUACUGGUAAGAGUCAGCUUACAGAGCAAAUGAUACUUCAUGAAAGAAUCAUAUUAAAAUAUAUGUAUAUUU
Schistocerca gregaria is the source of this 60300-nucleotide messenger RNA. Its product is annotated as titin. NCBI's taxonomy places the organism in Eukaryota, Metazoa, Arthropoda, Insecta, Orthoptera, Acrididae. The record is from RefSeq and is a predicted model, not a curated record. The coding region runs from base 182 to 59401 and encodes 19739 amino acids. Gene Ontology annotation, molecular function: protein binding. The transcript is spliced from 124 exons.